UUAAAAUCAAAUUGCUAUCUCUAGAUAGUAAUAGUGUAUAAGUCCUGGAUUUAACAAAAAAAAUUAUUGGCUGCAAAAGUCCUCCAACUCCAUGGACAUGGAUAGUGACGACGAAAGAGAUUUGGAACAUGACAUCGAUCAUGACCGGAAUGAAGAUUACAGUGCUGGACAUAACACACUUGAAGAAUCUAGUGAGAUGGAUCAGAAAUCCUCCAUGUCUACGAUGUCAUCACUCACUGGAUUUCUAUUUGGAAAUAUUGAUGAAAAGGGUAAACUGGAGGAGGACUUCCUUGAUGAGGUGAGAGCAUAAAAUAAAGAAUUUGAACUUUACAGGCUAUCAAUUAAUAAAGCUCUCAUCAUUAGUGUUGACGUCCUUAAAUUAGUAGGCUUAAAGCCAAUUAAAUAUUUCUCUUACCAACAGAUCUUUUGAAAAAUGCAUGUGAUUCAUUGGGGUUAGGCUAAACAUAAUUUACAUUGAAGUAAAAAUGUCAAUUCAAACAUAAAUUAAAGUUAUAAUUAAAAUAAUAAUUUAAAUAUCGAACAUUGAAAUGUGCUAUUUUCAAUAUUUUAUUUUCACUUAGAAAAAACAUCAAAUAUUAAUUAGAGGCUAGCCGGGUACUCAUUUUUAUAUUAUAUAUGUAAGACUGAGCAGAGAGGUAUAAUGAUGCCUUGCUUAUCUCAUGACUUAUGAUUGAUACAACUAAAGGAUAAGUAAUUAAACUGCUAGUAGGAUACGAUUUUUGACCAACCUUAUGAUAUGAAUGAAAACCUGUUGUUGUUUCCUUAUGUUGUUAUUCAUCUUUUUACUUCUUGGAUCUUUCCUUGCCUGUUUUAAAAAUAACAUUUUAUUUAUCAUUUCGCAAAAUUAAUUCAUGAUUUUAUCAAGGCAUCAAGGUAAACUAGCUUGAUGCUGGCAUUUAAAAAAAAAUAAUAUUUUAUUUAAAUUUAUAAAAAAAUCUCUUAAUAUUUAAAUUUAAAAAAUUUCUUUUAAUUUGAAUAUUUAAAUAAUUUCUUUCAAUUUUAAUAUUUGAAAACUGCUUUAAUAAGCUACUAUUUAAUGAAAAAAUUGUUUCUUUCCACAUUUAGGAUUCAAAACGGCAACUUGGCUCUCUCUCUCAGUUGGGCAUUGGAGCUAUGGUGCAAGAGAUUGCAUGUGAUGCCAAUGGAGAAAUAGGGCAUAGCAGUCUUGAAGAAGGUUAUUUUAUUUUUAUUCUUAUGACACACAUAAUCUAAUACAUUUUUAUUGUUACAAUCUUAAAUGUUAAUGCUCUUUACAGAAAGUAUUUACUAUGUCUCUACGCCCAGUGAAUACUGAAAAUAAUUCUCUCAUGUGUUAAUUUAAUUUUUUAAAUCCAAUCAUAGAUUAUGACAAUAAAUCUCCAACUGCCAUAGACUUUUCUGACAUCACAGAGGCUGCAGAUGAAGAUGACGAUGAUGUAAGCCAGUUAGACAAAGUAGAUCAUGAGUCAAAAGGUACAGCUUGAAUUAUAGACUUUUUAGAAUGAGAGACUAGAAGUGAGAUCAAUCUGAAAAUAUUUAUAAAAAAUAAUUGGUUGUUUUUUGUUGUUUUUUUGCUACUUAUUGGUUAAGGGCGCCUAAAGAAAAGACGUAAUCUCGGAAAUAGGUCUACUUCGCUAGAAAGUGACACUGUACAAUUAAAUAUUAUAUGUAAUAUUCCCUAAAUAUUUUCUUAUUCUUUAUAAGAUUUAUACAUACAUUUUAAUUAUUCAGAUACAUCAGUGAUUUUAAAUUUGAUGUGAAAAAACACUAGAAAAGGCAAUAUUUAAUUCGCAUUCUUUAACGGAAAUUCAUUAAGGAAGUUAAAGAAUUUUCAUGACUUUAAAUAGCCUUUGAAGCAGUGCAAUUAUUUCUGUUUGGUUUCAAAAUGUUUCUUUUGGUAUUAAAUACUUUGAAGGAAAUAAAACAUAAAAAAUAGUCUCACUAUUUAUAUCAAAUAUGCAAUUUUUAAGUAGUUCGAAUGGAGGAAUUGUUUGUAUAGACUUUGUUCUUAAAUCAAUUGUGUCAGACUCUCAAGACAGUCAAGAAGAUGAUAGAAAGCUGAUGCCUCCUCCAUCAUGGCUGCCGUGCCCCACUCAACCAAUCAGUGUUGUUACCUCAGACAGCGGGAAUAGUUCUGGUAGGUACAAAUUUUUUGAAUCACAAAUAAUUUACUUUGUUAUAUGAAGUGAGAGUGGUGUUGAUGUAGAUAAAGGUGUUGCCAAUAAAAUUGAGGCCUUCUUUUGAAAUAAAGGAAAAAUGUGGCAUCUUCGGUAUUGAAAUGACCUAAUAAUAAGCAUAUAUUCGUGAAAAGUUAUAAAAACAUCUCAGAGUAAAAUUUCUUGCUCUUAAAUAAAUUAAAGCGUUUUCUUAAUAUUUCAUGUUUCAUGUCAGUUUUCCUUUAUUCAUCUGUAUGUUUUGUUAUGUUUGUUGUUCAAAAAGAGUCUUUAAAUUUAUAUGUUAUUAGUCAAGGUUAAUUAAUCCAUUUCUCCUCAGUGUUUGCUUAUCUAUAAUGUGCUUUGUGUACUGUUCACCAUUGUGAUUUAACACACUUAAUCAUAUAAAUUCACUUUCAGCAUCGUUUCUAAUUAUUCCAUAUUGUUGUGUUUCUCUAUCGUGAAUGGUGUUUGGUAUCUUGAACUAUUAGGAAUCUACUUUUGUUAGUCCUGCUUUGUAUCUUAACUUUAAACCCAUAUAUAAAUAAAUUAAAGUACUUUAAAGAUCAAUAUGUUGUGAAAUUGGUGGUUAUUUUCACCUGGGCACUUUGAAAUUUAGAUAUUGUUGGUAAUUGUAGGAACACAUUCCAACAAAACUUGGCAGUAUUAUAGUUUCUAAAAUGUGCAAUAUUUCAAUAUUAAAAAAAAAAUAGAGAUCCGUUUUUGUUUUUUACAUUUCUGACAAAGAAUUAACAUUCAAUUUAAUUCUUAAUUCAAAUACAUUUAUUUACAAGGAUUCAAAUUAGUAUGAUUGUCAAGCCUAAUAAUUUAAAAAAAGCUCAUAAUUAAAUUUUAAAAACAAAAUAGGAAUAUUAAAUGCAGAAACAUGAUUUUUUAUUUGAAAAAAAUGUAUACUCCUUCAACCAACUGGCCUAUCAUGGUUGGGGGAAACCCCAAACUAUAGCAAAAGUAUUUUUAGUAAUAAGCAGCACAAUUUGAGUAAAUUGUUUAAUUAGCUCCGAAUUCUUUAACAUAAUGGGCAACAACUGCAAUCAUUUUAAAACAAUUUCAUUAAUGAUCAUUUAUUCUAUUGCCUCAGUAAUAAAGUAUACACAUUAUUUCAACUAGCAGAUUUAAUAAAGAUUGGGCAAGGGGACCAGGGUCAGUUAAUUUUGGACAGUCAAGGUUUCUUCAUGCUCUUUCUAGCAUCAGAUCAACUUUCUAAUAUUUUUGCAUGCAAGCCUCUAUCCAAAUAAAUUGUAAAAAUUUUUCAAAGAAAAAUGCCCUUAAGGCGAUUUGUAUUCUUUGUUGGUUGUUUAUUAUUAUUUUUUUUAAGUUGCUUUGAACAUUUCAUCCCUUCUGAGCAAAAGGAAGAUGUUAAAUAUACUUAUUUUAAAUGAAAAACGUAAUCUUUCUGUUCUUGAUAAAGCAGUGGUUUUCAACCUUGAUGGUGUAAGCGUGUUGCCAGAUAUUAAAAAGUAUUUUUUGGCAUUUGAUUUACUCAGUAUAAGUCAUAUAGUACCCAUCUUACAUAAUAGGCCAACAAUAAUAAUUUUAAAAAAAUGUUUAAGGUGCUCCUCACUUGAAUGGCAUGUUGCAGAACUUGACUAAAUAAGUGUCUUGAGCUUUAAGAUAAAAAUGUUUUAACAUUUCUGGCAUAGAGGAUUUAAUUUUUGCAGACUGUAGUGGAUCCACAAUAUGAGUGUAAAAUUUUGAAAAUGACUGGCGCCAUGUAAAAAGUUGCGUUAAAAAAAUUUUUCCUGUUAUUUUUAAUACGUUUUCUGGAAGAUAAAAAAAACCCACGAUUCCAGGAUGUAUUGAAUCCACCACUGUUUGCAGCUAUCUAAUUAACACAAUCUUUUGCAUAAUGAAAAAGAUACGUUGAUCUCUUUUUUUAAUUUCAGCUUCAGGUCCACUCACAUCAGUAGCUAAAAUGUCUACUGGUAAGGCACAUAACAUUAUGUGUUAAAAAAAAAGUGUGAAAAAUACUCUUACAUUUUUUUAGCAAUCACAAUAGUUAUUUGAAUGUGCAAAGUAAUCCUAAAAUGAUUAAAUUCAGCCUAGAUUUUUCAAAAAAAAUUAUUUAACAGGGAUUAUACAUGAGUUUUGAAUUAAAUUCAAUAGACAUAGGACUUUGAGUUAAUAUAGCAUAAAUUUACUAGAUAGAUGUAUAUUUUGUAAUUCGGCUUGGAUAACUUUUACAUAGUUUUUUAAUCAUUAUUUCUUUAUUUUGAAAUAACUUUUUUUUUCAUCUGGAGGAAACUUGUGGUUAACUUAUUGUUCUAGUUGGUACAUUAGAGCAGAGCUGAGCUCUGGUUAACUUGAAAUAACAUUUUGUUUAUGAUUACAAAAAUUUUUCCUAAAAUAACUUUUCCUCUUCCUACAAUAACUAACACAAUUUUCAUUUGCAUAACUCUUGUAUUGUUAUAUUGUAACACUUAGACUCUAAUCUAUACUUGAUUAUAACUUCAUUUGUAGGUUUCCCCCAUGUUCAAAUAUAAAGGGAGGCAAUUUUAAAUAUUCAUUCCAUGUUUAUCAGUGAUUCCUAUUGCUCAAGAUGUAAAGUUUUAAAUACUUAAAAAGUUACUAUUAGAAUGAGCAAUUAUUUAGUAAAUAAAUUGCCCCAAAAGACAAAAACAGGUGAUAAUCUUUCACCUGUGUACAGGACACAUACAAGUAACUUCCCAUCUUAAGGGAAUAAAACCAGACAAAAUUCCAAUGUGCCCCUGCUGCAGACAUCAGAAUGAGACAGUAGCAUGUCACCUCUUCCACUGCCCUGCGAGUUAAGCCUUCCGCCCAAAUUGCCUACCAAAAACACCAGACUGCACCAACACCCUAUAUACCAACAAAGGACAGCUGCACAGAGUGUGUAAAUUCAGCAGGCGGGAAGGGCAUAUGUCUAAAUGAUGAGGUUGAAUAAUAAUUUAUCCAUAAAUAAUCAUCAGUUCAGGGUCUGUUAUAAAAGAGCCAAAAAGCUAUAUGAUUCUGGAGAAUUUUAAAAAUCUAUCACAGCCAUUUAGCAUUCAAUUGUGCAUUCAAAAAAUGCUAGCUGUAAACUCAUUCAGAUUUCUUUUUUCAACUUUUCUUCUGUUUUUUUUUAAAAUAUAGAUUUCAAUGUAGUGAUAAAUACAUUCUCACAAAAACAUGAUUCUUUAUUAUAAAUUUAACUUUAAAAAAUAACAGUAAAGCCAAUAUUUAUAAUUUACUAUUUAAAAAAAAAAAAUAUAUUAUUCAAAAGGAUAUACAGUUCGACAAUUAUUUUAUUGAUCUAUCAUAGAUAUAUUUUUUUAAAAACAUAAUUGUGUCUUAAAAGUUUUAAUUGCUUCUUAAUAGACUUUAAAAUUAAAUGGUCAUUACCUGGUAAUUUCUUUGCAGUAUUGUAGCCAAAUAAGUUUAGCCAUAAUAAUCUUAGACUUAGUGGCAUAAUUUAAUCCCUCCUCUAUAUUGUAGUUCUAAAAUACCAUUUAAAAAAAAAAAAUUAUAGUAUAGUUUUAGAAUAAAAAAGAAUCAGUUUUUAAUUUUUAAAAUAUCAAUAAAAGAAAUUGCAAAAAAUUAAAAACCAUCUGUCUUGGCUGGCAACAGGACAUGUAACUAUUUACAUUCUGUCUUGAGAAAGGCCAAAAACAAUAUGAAAACUUAUAUUUUUAUGUUCACAAAAUGAAUGUUUCAUACUCACCAAAUUGUGUUGUGUUGUGUUUCUUUGUAUUGCACAAGCUUUGGCUCUUGUCCACAAUAAAAUGAUAUCCUUUAAGUAUUCAAGUGUCAACCUGGCUUUGAAUUAUAAUUAUAAUAAAUUACUUUAAAAAGAAUAAUUAAAAGAAAAUUUAGUCCAGUCAUUUUACAAUCAUUGUAUGUCAAUUUCUGUCCUUGUCAUAUCAAGAAUUUAUCUUUGAAAUAUGAAGCGUUCAAUUUUCCUUGCACCCUCACACAGACGACCAAAUGUCCCCCUCAUCACUCAGCCCUGGCAAAAAGCUGAACACCCCUCUGGCCGACAUGAUGCCCCCAGAGCUUGCCAAUGUUGAUGUGACCUCGCUCUUUCCAGAAUUUAGACAUGGACAGGUGAGUUACAGCUUUAUACCCUGACUAUAAAGUUUCUUUUUCUUUUCUUUAUAUUUGAUUGGCCCUAUAGCUCAAUGCAUUUGACAUAAACCAAUUUCAUAUUAAUAUUUGUUACCUUUGAACUCUUUUUUUUUUUUUUUUUACCAACGGCUCUCAAAAAAAUUUUGUUUCUGUGCCAAAGCAGCCCAGAAUAAUGAUUGUUUUAUUAACUCAGAUUAUAACACAUGAUAUGGCACAAUGCUUAUAUUCAUAUUAAUAUUUGUUUCCUUUGAACUCUUUUUUUUUUUUUUUUUACCAACGGCUCUCAAAAAAAUCUUGUUUCUGUGCCAAAGCAGCCCAGAAUAAUGAUUGUUUUAUUAACUCAGAUUAUAACACAUGAUAUGGCACAAUGCUUAUAGUCUAUUAUAGACAUAGGUAGCAAUACUUUCAUGGGACUGUUAGAUAACACUUUAACUCUUUAAUUACUGCUGGUUGUGGCAUCGAUUUUUCCUGACUGAGCCAAAAAAGAACUUCAACAAAGAAAUUUCUGGAAUUUUUCAUUCUCUAUCCGAUUCGCUUAUUAACUUCUAUAUAGAUUAACGAAGAAAGAAAUAUAUAGCAUUGAAAUAUGACGUCGACGUGACAUCUUUGGUAUUUCAGAAAAGUUCUUUGCCUCUUUGUUAUGAUGACAAUGUGUCAUCCUUGGUAAUUGAAAGUGGGUGAUCCUGACGUCGCGUCAACGUCAUCGGCAUCGGUAACGAAAGGGUUAAAAAAAAAAACUACCAUGAUUUUUUUUUUUUAAGUACAACCAAUUAUCUUGCAGUUUUUGUUGACAUUUCAAUUUGUUGAAUGUUUUUGUUUAUUUUAUUGUUGAAGGUAUUGAGAUUCUCCAGGCUGUUCAAGCCAGCUCACGUCCCACACGUCUGGAGGAAGAAGCGAAAGAAGAAAGAGGAAGAUGACAACAAGAAAUCUGGAACAAAGUCUGACCCAAAAAAGAAAGAGGGCAAAGAAGAUGCGGAGAAGUGUAAGGCAGAGGCAGCAGAGAAGGAGAAGAGCAAGGUGGAGUUGGCAGAGAAGGAGAACAGUAAACCUGAGGCCACAAUCAAGGAGGAGAAGGAAGAAGAGGAGAGAAAGUUUAGGCUGAGUGGGAAAAUGGAUGACUAUAAUGAGAAGGGGAACGAGGCAGAUGAUGAGGAGGAGUUGGAGAUAAAGCUGAACCUUGGGAGGAUUCCCAAAAAGGAAGAGCUCGCAGAUGAUGAUGAGGUAUGUUUUAAAAAAAAAUAAUUCCAAACUUAUUUGUUAUGCUAAAUAAAUUUCUUGGUGACCAAUCAAAGGAUGCAUGUCAAUAAUUUAUCAUGGUUAAAAAAUGGCCAAAAAAACCUUUCUAAAAUGGAGAUGCAGAAGAGAAUAGCUCAAAGUAUCUCAAGAAUGUUUUGUCUGAAAUUCUUCUGAAAUCUGAAAGAUGUCUUGGAAGAGCAAUAACAGUGUCAUGAAAUUAAACAUGUCACCAAAUAAAAAGAGCAUGUCGUGAAAUAUAAGAAUGUGUUGUAUGUUAAAACUGUAUCCGCUUGACCAGGAACUCUUAAAAAGACCCAUGGACCGAUCGACAUCAAGAGGCCAUCUUGGCCACAAAGAGAGUGACCAGGAUAUGGAGAUAGCCCCGUGGCGCUAUGGACCGGCACAAUAUUGGUACGACCACCUCGGUGUGGAUGAAACUGGGCACGACUUCCAUUACGAUUUUAAGCUCAAACCAGUAAGUCUCAUACAGUUGGUUACACACAAAAGAUACUAUUAUUAAGAUAUUUUUUAUUUACCGGUCUCCCACCACAACCCACUAUUACGAUAUUUAAAGGUAGUAUUUUUUAAUUAAUCCCACUGAUGCAAAGUGGCUGGCAUUUAAAGCUGACCAUUAUUGCUCCCUUGUCUCGUCUUAUCAAUUCUUAAAAAAUAUUUGUUUAGGAAGAGGCCAGGAAAGCGGAGGAGGAGGAGGCAGCAAUGCUGGACAAAAACCUGGACUAUGACCGCUACCUGAUGGUCACCCAGCAGAGGUGGGAGGACAAAAUUAUUUGGGACGGAGAGAAGUCAAAACAAAAGGUUCUGGAGGAGCACAAGAAGAACGCAGAGUUUGCUGGCUGGGUGCCCAGCACUAACAAUAGGACAUUUGCCCAGUGUAAGUAGUAGGACAUUUGCCCAGUGUAAGUAGUAGGACAUUUGCCCAGUGUAAGUAGUAGGACCUUUGCCCAGUGGAAGUAGUAGGACCUUUGCCCAGUGUAAGUAGUAGGACCUUUGCCCAGUGGAAGUAGUAGGACCUUUGCCCAGUGUAAGUAGUAGGACAUUUGCCCAGUGUAAGUAGUAGGACCUUUGCCCAGUGUAAGUAGUAGGACAUUUGCCCAGUGUAAGUAGUUGGACAUUUGCCCAGUGUAAGUAGUAGGACCUUUGGCCAGUAGAAGUAGUAGGACAUUAGCACAGUGGAAGUUGAUGUUACAUUUGCACAGAGUAAGUUGAUGUUACAUUUGCACAGAGUAAGUUGAUAGUACAUUUGCACAGAGUAAGUUGGUAGGACAUUUGCACAGUGUAAGUUGAUUGGACAUUAGCUUAGUGUAAGUUGAUUAGACAUUAGCUUAGUGUAAGUUGAUGGAUAUAGGUGAGCUUUCCUUCUAACAAAUAGUCCCAGGAUCAUCUGUUGAAUGAAACAAAGUUUAUUUUUAUGUUGUGUAUACUAUGGAGAUAUUUGUCAAGUUUGGUGAAGAGAAUGAACUCCUUGUCUAUAAAAUUUCAGUUUGGGCAUACCAGUCAUGAAACUAUGUAACUCUGAGGGACCCCAGUGUUGGAACAGCUAUUGCAAAACAUUCAUUUCUCUAACAUAACAAACUUGAAGAUAUUGGUGGCUAGAUUAAUGAUCUGGGGGAAACAAAAAAAUACGAAGUAAAAGGAUGCAAAAACCCAAACACAUUUUCUAAUAUAGCCAAUUCAUAUGGGAUUUUUUUUACUUCAAUAUUUGAAAAGCCUAUUAGUAUUUAAUGUCAAAGCAAAUCUAAUAGCUUUUUACGUUCAGUUAUCAAAUUGAAAAAUGUUAAAAAUUGUAGAGCUGAAAAUUAAAUGGUAUGGCAAUAUUUGGAAUGUUUUAUUGCCCUAACCCACUCCUUUGCACCAACCAGUAUGUAGUUUAAUGGCUUUUUUCUGAUUGUUGGACUCUUGGGUAGCUUAAAUUUGUAUUGUGGCAAAUUCCAAUAUUGCAUAUUAACUGUGUUAAUCUUAUAGAGGAAAGUUUUGUAGUAAAUAAAUUAUUGCUAUUCAUUUAUUGUUUGUCUGUUUCAGCCCGGUCCCAGUCGGGUCUACUUCAGAGAUCCAAAUCUAUGCUGACCAAACCAGGUGAAUAUUAACUUAAAAUGUGUGCUCGGAUUUUCAUUGCUAUGAAAAUAUAAACCCGUCUCUUUUUUUUCCUCAUUCCCCUUUUUGAAUCCCUUGUGAAGCCCUGAUCAAGUGUUUGAUCCCUAUGUUUCAAAUAGUUGUUUUUGUCCCAGUGAAUUAGGCAUCAGAGCUUCCCCUCACCCUCCUUUCACAUCCUAUUGUCCUUGAAAUCCUGCAUUGGGUGUUCAUGGUUACUAUACCAAUUCUUUAGUGGCGCUCUGCCAGUCCCAAGCUAGUGAACUCGAGUUCAAUCCUUAGAAAAUUUUUAAAUAAAUAUAGCUAGUGCUCGACUUACGACCUAUGAAACUUACGACCAUUCAACUUUACAACCACAUCAAAAAUUAUUAUUUAUAUUAAGAAUAAAAGAAAUUUAUGAUAUAAUUUAACUUGAAUAUUUUUGUAGCAUCACUUCACAUUACUGUACACAUAGCAUACUCAACUUAAGACCAAAUCGUGUUACGACUGGUCUGUCAGAACUGACCGUGGUCAUAAAUCAAGCACUAGCAGUAGUUAAUGGCCAUCUUGUCAUUUACAAAUUAUUGAAAUGUGCUUAUCCAGUUAAUAUUACAAACAAAUACAUAAGGUGAUAUCAAUUCUACCAAAUAUUUUAAUUAAGUUGGCCUGCACCUAUCAUGGAGGCUUGUACAUUAAACAGGCCUCUACAUAUCACUGAGGCCAGUACAUAUCAGGGGUUUCAAACAAGCUGUCUUCUCAGCCUCCAGGUGAUUUUUUUUUUAACUACACAUCUUUUAAUAAGACACAAAACGUAACUAUCCUGUAUUUAGCUGUGUUCAUUCCUUUAUUUAUUGAGUCCUUACACAAGCUGGCGCUUGAGGCAAUGGCCAAGAAAAGACGCUUCUGUCUACCAGAGGCUUCUGUUGGAGCUGUCUGCUGGAUGGGGCUACUAAUCCUACAGAUCUUUUUCUAGAGUUCUGUGGGAAGAUGCUAAAUGAUCAUCAGGCAGCCCUUGAAGAAGUCAGAGUUGGACACCAAUAAUAAAAUACUUGUGUAUCAGCUAAACCUAAUCUCCAGCGAAGGAGAUAUUUUUAACUUGUUGAUGUAAUUGGAUAUUUUUUAAAUUCAGUGUCACUGUAAAAUCAUUCCUUUUUGAUUAACUUUCCUCAUCAGAUUCUGACCAGGGCAGGGACUCUGAGUGGUUCUCCAUAUUUCCAUUGGAGAAUGAGGCUCUCAUUUACAAGAAUUGGGAGGAUGACAUCAUAUGGGAUGCCCAGGUGAAUUCUGACCUCAUCACAUGCUUGUGUUUUACCAACUGCAUUGCUGAUACUUUUUGUAACACAUAUAAGAAAUUAAAUAUACCUGGGUUGUUAAUUUUUAUAGAAACUUUAAUAAAAUAAGUUUGAUUUUUUCUUUAAUGAUAUAAAUAGUGGAUAUUUUCCCCAAAAAUUACAACUCAAAUUUAAAGGAUAUUUUAAAAACAAGAGUUGUAUCAGUAUAGUAACAAAGAUAGUAAAUGGCACACAGACAAGUCAGUUGCUGUCAAUAUUGGACCUCAAAAUCAAUAAGCUGAGCAUUAAUUAUUGAGAUAACUUCAGUAGAAGACAACUUCAGUAGUGCUAAUAUACAGCAUAUCAUUGCUUGUUAAGUUACAUGUCAAAAUGUGAAACAGUUCUCAUUUUCUAUAUCUGUUCUUUGCAUUUCAUACAGAACAUGGAUUCCAUACCAAGUCCAAAGGUUCUCACACUGGAUCCUAAUGAUGAAAACAUCAUUUUGGAGAUUCCAGAUGAUGUAGACCCUAAUCAACAGGUUGAGCAAGGAACAGGCACAAAGAAGGAAAAGGUAAUCAACUGGUUCAACAUUACCUCUCCUUUUUAAACAGUACCUUUCUCUCUACCAUUAUACCUCUUUUGUUAAACAUCAAAUUUAUUCUCAAUAUAUAUCACUAUUGUCAAACAUUACCUCCCUUUUUUAAACAAAAUACUUCCAGCUGCUAUACAUCUUGGUUGGAAUAAUUAUUUGAAUUUUUUGGUGAUAUGUUCUUUAAAGACAUUUCAAUGUUUUUUUUUUUUAAGCCUUAAUGUUUAUUGCAAUUUAUAGCAAUAAAGUGUACAAUUUUUGUUUAGAAUUCUCUUGACGCAUCAAUGAAAGCUGUGAUCCAUACACUGGGAGCAUGGAUUUAAUAGUUAAAAUUGUGUGGUUUUGUGACUCAUUCAAUCUUGUAUUCGUCUUUGUAGGAGAGUCUGAGGAAGAGUAAGAUUCUACUGGGUAAGGCAGGAAUUCUUAAAGACGGAAAUGAUGAAAAAGAAGAGGUGAGGCAAAUUAAAAUUUAAAUCUUCAUUAAGAAUAAAUAAAGAGGUUUUUUAAAAUCUAUAUUUCAUAUGUUUGUAAAUAUUUUAUAAAAAUGGAGAAAAUUCCCAGUGACGUUGAAUUCAGUUCAGUUUAUUUUGACAGUGUGCAACUCUUAUUCAUGCUUUUUAAAUUUGUUUCAUCCUUGUCUCUUUAUUACCAUUUUUUUUUACACAUGUCAGUGUCAAUAUUUACUAAUUAUGCUAUGAAUUAUAAAUGUUUAAAAAUCUCUUUCUAUAAAUUAUAGCAUUUCUUUUCUACACAUUUGCUCUAGAGGCGUUGGAUUGUUAUUUAUUCUUCUCCGUUUUGAACAACAACCUUGUCUACCAAUUUUUUCCAAAAAAAAUUAAGAAUAUCUAAAAUGGUGACUUUAAAAUAAUAAUAAUAAAACUGCCAUGAAACCCAUUGCACGUGUCAGACCAAGAAAAUUAAUGCCAUAAUGACACUGUCUGUCUCCCAGGUUCCUAAUGCAGUGAAUGCCAAAGAUUUGUUUAACUUAUCCAAUGAUGAGUACUACAGUCCUAAACAAAUGGAUAAUGCUCUCCGGCCCAACAUUGGUAGCUCUGUUAUACAGGUGAUUUUUUUUAAAGUUUAUGUUAUCAUGCAGCUUUUCCCACUUGACAUUAAGUAAUGAGUAUACAUUCAGAUGUCAGGUAAUGAUAUUCUUUACCAAUCAAUUUUUUCAAGGGGUUGUAGAUAAGCUUGUGAGCUUUCCCUACUAAUUUGAAACCCAACAAAUAAGGACAGAUACAUUUUACCCCUCUUGAGAGGACGGGGCCGAUCUGUCUGCCCAAUAAUACAAGCCUCGACAUUGGCUGGAUGCUCUUCCUUCCAGCUAAUAAGAUUACUUGUUGUAUUUCCUGCUAAUCUCGGCACAUAAAUGGCAGAUUGCGAUGUUCUUAGUCAUUUUAUAUCAAUUCUUUUUUGUACCAAGUGACCCUCACAAUUGCUUAAAAAAUACAGGACCUAGACGUAUGCCACACACCAAAAACAGCCCCAAUGGAAUAUUUUAUGCAGUUUUUCACAUUGAAUCUCUUUCAAAUGUUUGUUAGGACUUAUUUUUGCUUCAACACUCAGAAAAUUCACAAAAAUUCUGCUAGUAAGACAUGUUUGUUUUAAGUGUAAAAAAAAAAUAAUUAUGCUAAUCGUGAAUCUCAUUAGCAUAAAUGUUGAAAUAUCAGUUUGAUUCAUAAAAAUUGUAUUAGUUAAUUCAAUGUCCUACAAUAAUGUAUGUAGUUUUAUGUUUCUAAAGUUAUUACUCUAUAUGUUAUAUAAAAAAGAUUGCAAAGUAAGUGCUGGGCUUGUGAAAAGAGAACCUUCUUCUUGGCACCAAUAGUCCAAAAAGGGUUCGUCUCCAAAAAGAUUAAUCUUCUAUAACAAAAUGAUGCAGGUGACCAAAUAUUUUGUCUAUGACAAAGACAGUGAUGUAUUUCUUGUUCUAUCUGUGAAGCAUUCAACACCAGCAGCUGAGCUGAGGCAGCCCUUCUUUCCCACCCACUUGGGCCCCAACAAACUGAGACAGUACCACAGGCCACCCUUGAAGAAGUACUCCCAUGGAGCACUGGCCUCAUUCGGACCCCAUUCUGUUCAGAGCCUCAACAAAGUCAUCAAGAGAAAGGCCAAGGUAGCAUUUUAACAAGACAAAUAUUUUUGAGACUUUAAACUCAAUAAUUGUAACAUUAUGUGAACAUAACUAGAUUUGUGUGUAUUGUUUCAUAAAUAAAUUAAAGAUUGGCUAUAUCUCCUUAGAUUAAUAUAUAAUAAUUAAUGCUGUUGUCUGAUAUGGAAGGUUUAAACAAUUCCAGUUCAUUUAAAAAUAGACAAUGUAAAUUAGUUCCAUUAAUGAAUUCCAUUAAUAUAAGUAAGUAGUAUCAGGUAUGUAGUUGCUUCUAGGUGUCAACAAGCUAGAAGCAACUAUAUCAUGUGUAUUUUGUUGUAAAAAUAGUACUUUAUUUUUUAGAUAAAUUAAGUGUAAAAUGAACUAUACUAAGAAUUUGGCAUGAGCUUAAUUUAACUUAAUUAUUAUAAGCUGACUGGUUUUCUACCAACAAAAAGAUGGGAUUGAUGUACUGAAAAUUAUGCUCUUCAGAUCAGAGACCAGGAAAGACAGGCAUUCGGAGGUGGUGAGAUUUUCUUCAUGAGAACUCCACAAGAUCUGACGGGAAUGGAUGGGGAGCUAAUUCUCGCAGAGUACUCUGAGGAAUUCCCUCCCUUGAUGAUGCAAGUGGGCAUGGCUUCAAAGAUCAAGAACUAUUAUAAAAGGGUAAACUGAAAUAUAUCAGUUUAACUUUUUUUUUCUUCAGCAUUGACCUUUGGCAUUUGGGGAACACGCUUCUCUCCUUCACUCAUAGAGUUUGAAGAUGAACUUUGUAUUUUUUUUUUUAAAAAUUAGUUUGGACACAAGCGGUAUUUCUAGUUUCAUGAAAUAAAAUGUUUCUUAUUGUUAAAUCGAAGUGGCUAUUUGUACCCGUGUACCAGAAGUGAGAGGUUGGGAUUAAAAAACUAUUAAAAAAUUGUUGGGUUUUUAAGACAAAAGGAGGUAUCAAAUGAAAGAUAAUUGAAUCGACUAUAUGUUUGUAAACUUAAUUCUUCAGUUUAACUAAAAUAAGCUACCACAAAUUACAUCCGAAUAGCACUGAGUCAAAAUGGACCCAGACACGCAGCGCCGCCAUUCGCACCCGGGUACCAUUAGACUCAAGCUAUUCGGAUGUCAUAAAAUUUAAGUUUAUUUUAGUUCAACUGAAGAAGUAAGUUUACAAACAUAUAGUCCAUUCAAUUAUCUUUCAUUUGAUACCUCAUUUUGUCCUACAAACCCAACAACAAUAUAUUAAAUCAUUUUUUAAUCCCAACCUCUCACUUCUGGUACUCGGGAACGAAUAGUCGCAGCCUUGUUAAAUAUCCAAUUUAAUUAGUCAAUUAUAAAUAGAUUUAUUAGAAACAGAAAUAUUAAUUUUAUUUAACCUAAUAAUUAUUGGGAUAUGGGAUAUUCUUGAACUAUGUGAAGGUGUGUUAAGGGGGGAACAUAUCCUUAAUGUCUUGUGUAAUCAAUGCUUUCAACUUGUGUUACCACGAGUCCCUUUGUGAAUUUUUGCCUUAAUUGCAGUAAGAAUCAGUUGAAGCUGUCUAAAGUAAUUUCUCAUGCAGUACUCCUAUAUUAUCUAUCAAUCCCCCAUUUUCAGAAACCAGGAAAAGAUACAAACCCACCGUCUUUCAAGUAUGGUGAGCUGGCCUAUGCUCACACGUCUCCGUUCAUUGGUGCACUCAAGCCUGGCAACUGCCUGCAGGCUCUGGAGAACAACAUGUUCCGCUCACCUAUAUACGAGCAUCAGCUGCCUUCAACUGACUUCCUUGUUAUUCGGACUAGGCAUGGGUAUGGAUUAAAUACACAGUGCUAAAUCUACAGCCUUACUUCUGACAGUUCCUAGAGAACUUUAAAAAAUAUCAGUUAUAGCCCGUCAAACGGAUGAGGCGGCGAAGCAUGAACUUCCCAUCUACUAAAGUUACUUGACAAACCAUAAACUCAUGGAAUGUACUUCUUAAGAAUCCCAAUUAGUGCUACACCCAUUACCCCAGAGUACACUGCAGCACACAUUUUUUCUUGCCCCUUGACUAUAUUAAUAUUCCAAUGUCCCACCCCCAUUUACACCAAGUAUUUACAGAGUCUUUUGACCCGCUCCUGAACUAUACGUAAAACACAGAAUGCCUAUCUAAAGAGGAAUAUCUAAACUGAAGUUCGAGUUAUUAUUUAAAGAAUAUGGUAUUUAUUUUAAGUUUAUAGCCUAUACCAAAUUUCAAAUCUGUGACAUAACUGUGCUUGGAGUUAAUGAUUUUAAAAUUUACAACCACACCCGAAACCCAAUUCUCCUUGCUUUGAAAUUUAAAAAAAAAAAAGAAAAUUUUAAAAUACAUAAAUCAAAGUUUUACUUUAAAUUAUCUAUAUACCAAUAUUCACAUUUGUAAUGUUUUUGUGUUUUGAAAUAUUGCUAUGACCCAAUUGACAUCACCCAAGUAAAACUAUUGAAAAUGUACCCAGACUCCAAAUAAUCUUGUCCUUGAAAUGUAAAAACAAAACGGUUACAUACAUAAUUCACAAUUUUAUUUUAAAUUAAAAAAUGUAAAUAUUAAAGAUACAAAGGUAAAAUUUGGUUUGGUGCAUAAACAAUUUAAAAAAAGCAUUCAAAAGCAUUUUUUUUAUAAAAGGGGAAAAAACUUGUGAUCUGCAGGUUAAAUUAAGUUCUAAUAAAAAUUAAUCUUAUUUUAGUUUAAUCGAGUUCAAGUGAAAUUUUGAUUUAAUAUUGUUUGGAGUUAUUUCAGCAAUUAAAAUAAAUUUAAAUUUGUCAUAUUGACAACAGAAUUAAAAAAACAACAGAUUUUUGGGAUUUGCCGAUAAAUGGUCUUAAAAAUUAAUAACAGUAAUGCAUAGACGAUCUUAUCUUCACUCUCACAUUGAGAUAAAAUACUCAAAAUAAUUAUUUAAUUGUUAUAUUAAAUGAAUAUGUUUCUUAAAAUUAAACAGCAAUCAAUGUUAUAUAUAUAUAUUUUUAAAAGGGGAAAAACAUGUCCGUUUUAUCACAAGUGGUUAUAAUCAAGGAAAGUUAAAUCUUGUGAGUUGCGGGUUUAAAUAUUAAAUAAGUUCUUAUUAGAUUAUUCUAACUUUUGUAUCACUGAGUUUUGUGAAAGUUAUAUAUUGAUAUCGUUCAUUUGGGCUAAUAACAUAAAUUUAAAUAUAAUUGUGCAAUUUUAACAAAGCAGUAAAAAAACAUUAGAGUUUCUGGUUUUCCCUAUAAAUGUGCUUACAAAUUAAUAACAGUAAUACAUAGAAAAUUAUAUCUUAAAUUUCACAUUCAGAUAAGGUACUCAAAAUAAUUUUUUAAUUGUUAUAUUUAAUGUAUUGCUAAUUAAUAAUCAUAAUGGUUACAUAUAAAAAAUUACAUAUACCGUAUUUUCUGGCCUAUAAGAUGACUUUCUAGACCCAAAUUAUAGUGCCAAAACUUGGGGGUCGUCUUAUACGCCGGGUACAAUGGCCGAAAUAUAGUUUUAAUGCCCGCCGAGUGCUCCAUACCUUGUACAAGAGGUAGCCAGAUCGGUGAUGUGUUUUGGUGAUUUUAAGUACCAGAAAGUCAACAGUUUUCAUUAAAAUUACAUAUUUAAAUCAAAUCUGAUGGUUUUUUUUUAUGUUUCUGAUUUUUUUAAAAAUCGUGUUGUCUCGGAAGGGGGUAGUCUUAUAUGGCGAUUAUACACCAAAACCAAUAUUUUUCCUGGAAAAUUAGGGGGUCGUUUGAUAUGCCCAGUCGUCUUAUACGCCGGAAAAUGCGGUACAUAAAUUUAAGUAGAUAUAUUUUAUUUUUCUCAUAUUCAAUUGAAUUGAUUCCAUUUCUGUAAAGUAAUAAAAAAAUUGAUAUCAUUUUUUUAAAGAAUUAUAGUCAUAGUUUAUUUUAAUUGAUUUUUUUUUAGCUUUACAUGAAUAUUAUAGCUCCCUCUUAUAGAUAAAAUCUUUUAACCAAUUUUCUCAUCUGUAACAGCAAUGUGUGAACUUACUUGGCAAAACAUGCACUUAAGUAAGGCACUUUUUAAGAAUCCCAAUGAUUGCCACACCCUCUUCCCCCAGGGUGCGAAAACGCACACUUUUUUUCAUGCCCCUUAACUGUAUUAAUAUUUUGAUGUCCCAUCACUGAAAAAAUUACUACGCAAUAUUUAAAUUGAGACUAUUUCAAUUUCUUUAAAACAAGAAAAUAUAACUCACCAAAGGCAGUUGCGAUAUUUUUAAGAAUCUCAUUUAACGCAUUUGUGUGGAAUUUUAUUUUGUAGGUUAUUGAACUCGCCGUUACAGCAUACAUUCUUUGAUACCUAGAGAAUCAUAUUGAUCAAUCAAGGAAAAAAAAACUUGCCUAAAACAAUUUUGAGCAAAUGUGAAUAAUUCUUAUUUUAAUGUACACAAAUGAGAGCCUGAUGUCUUUCUCACAAAAGAAGUAUUUCAAUUUUGAUAUUAUUUCUAUAACAGAUACUUCAUUCGUGAUAUUGAAACCAUCUACACUGUGGGUCAAGAGGGACCGCUGAUGGAAGUUCCCGGUCCAAACUCUAAGCGAGCCAAUAAUUUUGUCAGAGAUUUUCUACAAGUGAGUGUCAGAGGUUAAAAAUCUUUAUUGCAUGGGGCAAUAUUGUUCUUUGUAUGCUCGGCUACCUUAGAUUAAUUAAUCUUAUCAAGAGUUGAUCAUGUGUUGUAUAGAACAUGGGCUCAUGGUCUGUGAUAUUCUUUUUAACUUUCCAUUGCCUUAACCCCCUUAAACAUGCAUUAUUCUUCACAAAUAUUUUUGCUAUGGCAGUAGUAUCACAUAUAUUGUACAAUAUAUCUUGGUAGUAACACAAUUGAAUUGAAUGUUUACUUUUAUAUUGUACAAUAUACCUUGGUUAGUAACAAAAUUGAAUGUUUCCUUCCAUAUUACAUCAAAUGUAAUGAUCAUUAGAUCUUCAUAGCAAAAUUUCCUGUUACUUAAAGGAAUCUACAAAAAUAGAACUGAUAACCGAGAUUUCAUAAGGUGAAAGUUGAAAGGUCACAACAUUCCCAUUCUCUUGGGUGGAAAAAGAAGAUGUAAAUUGUUGGUUUAAAUUCUUAAACUUACAUGAUUCUGUUUUUUUACUCAGAGUCAAAAGCCUUAUUGACUGUCAUACAAACAUCUUACCUACUUGCUUCCCGCUGAAGGUUUUUCUUUUUCCCAGGUUUUCAUUUACCGCCUGUUCUGGAAAAGCAAAGAUGAGCCACGCAGAAUCAAAAUGGAGGACAUUAAGAAAGCUUUCUCAUCUCAUUCUGAGAGCAGCAUCAGGAAACGAUUGAAACUGUGUGCAGACUUUAAAAGAACAGGUAAAUAUUUUACUAAUGUAAAACAUUUCGGCUAAGUUUUGUUUAUAUUUGUGUUACUUUUUGUUUGUACCGUACUGAAGAAGGCAUCAUGCUGACACGUUCGUUAUUUUGUUGCCUCCUUUUUUUCAGGUUUUCCCCAAACCUUGUUUUACACAUCUCCUUCUUUCUAACCUCAUGCCCCUAGUCCCCUUAUUAUCAUCUACUAAUAUAAUAUUGGUUGAAUCUCAUUUAAAAUUGAAUCUAGUGUUUUUGAUGUAUUUAAACAGUCUUACAGCAGUUUUAGUUGAUUGCAACUCCAUAGAGAGCGCAAUGGUGGCCCAUCACCGGAUAUUAGAACUGUUAUAUUUUGGCUGUAGUUAUUGUAUCAUUCUACUUUUUAGGGUCUGAGUGCUUAAUUUUUGUACUGAAUCGUUGCAAUUAUUUUUGUCAUCUUCUCUUAUCUGUUUUAUAAAGAUAUCUUAUAGAGGCCUGAAAAAUAUUUAACAGAAAUUUUUUGUUAGUUACAAUUUUGUAUUAGUAUUAUUAGUGUUAAUUCAAAACUGGCGUGUCUGACAGAUCAGUAAAUGCAAAGAAGGCCGAUGUUGUACGAUGUUAUUAGAUUCUUAUUUGUUUGCCAGGCAUGGACUCCAACUGGUGGGUCCUUAAACCAGACUUUAGACUUCCCACCGAGGAGGAGAUUAGGGCCAUGGUUUCUCCAGAGCAGUGCUGUGCCUGGUACAGUCUUAUCACGGCGGAGCAGAGGCUAAAGGUGUGUUAGAUGGGAUUGGAUACUUUUAUAGCCCUUGUGUCCAUGCUAUUUGGCAUGCUGUAUCAGAAUAGGCACAAUAAUUUCAAUGAUCUGAAUGCAUGUUAUGUAUGUGUUUCAUAAGCUUUGAGUAAUGAACUGGUUCUACUAUUAUUUAUUAAAAUGCUUAUGUGUCGUAUCCUUGAUGUCAUUGCUAGGAUGCUGGGUACGGAGAAAAGUCUUUGUUUUCAGUGGAAGAAGAAAACGAAGAGGACACACAGACUAAAAUUGACGAUGAGGUAAUGUGUUAAAAAUAACCUUUUUUUUUAAUUAGUCAGGUUUUGGGUGAAUUAAAUUUUCUAGUUGGUCCAGUCAGCAGCAUUUCCAGGUAGUUUUAUCAUUGCAGGCCAGGUAGGGAGUUAUGGGUGUUAGUUUUAAAAUAGGAAACUUAACAUUGCUGACUUAAUGUUCUAAAUGAAACCAUUCUCUGCUGUAACUAGAUCAAAGAACAUUGCUGACUUGAUGUUCUAAAUGAAACCAUUCUCUACUGUAACUAGAUCAAAGAACAUUGCUGACUUGAUGCUCUAAAUGAAACGAUUCUCUGCUGUAACUAUAUCAAAGGACAUUGCUGACUUGAUGUUCUAAAUGAAACCAUUCUCUGCUGUAACUAGAUCAAAGAACAUUGCUGACUUAAUGCUCUAAAUGAAACCAUUCUCUGCUGUAACUAUAUCAAAGAACAUUGCUGACUUGAUGUUCUAAAUGAAACCAUUCUCUGCUGUAACUAGAUCAAAGAACAUUGCUGACUUAAUGUUCUAAAUGAAACCAUUCUCUGCUGUAGCUAGAUCAAAGAACAUUGCUGACUUGAUGAGCUAAAUGAAACCAUUCUCUGCUGUAACUAGAUCAAAGGACAUUGCUGACUUAAUGUUCUAAAUGAAACCAUUCUCUGCUGUAACUAGAUCAAAGGACAUUGCUGACUUGAUGCUCUAAAUGAAACGAUUCUCUGCUGUAACUAGAUCAAAGAACAUUGCUGACUUAAUGCUCUAAAUGAAACCAUUCUCUGCUGUAAUUAGAUCAAAGAACAUUGCUGACUUAAUGUUCUAAAUGAAACCAUUCUCUGCUGUAACUAUAUCAAAGGACAUUGCUGACUUGAUGUUCUAAAUGAAACCAUUCUCUGCUGUAACUAGAUCAAAGAACAUUGCUGACUUAAUGCUCUAAAUGAAACCAUUCUCUGCUGUAACUAGAUCAAAGAACAUUGCUGACUUGAUGCUCUAAAUGAAACCAUUCUCUGCUGUAACUAGAUCAAAGAACAUUGCUGACUUAAUGCUCUAAAUGAAACCAUUCUCUGCUGUAAUUAGAUCAAAGAACAUUGCUGACUUGAUGUUCUAAAUGAAACCAUUCUCUGCUGUAACUAGAUCAAAGAACAUUGCUGACUUAAUGCUCUAAAUGAAACCAUUCUCUGCUGUAACUAGAUCAAAGAACAUUGCUGACUUAAUGCUCUAAAUGAAACCAUUUUCUGCUGUAAUUAGAUCAAAGAACAUUGCUGACUUAAUGCUCUAAAUGAAACCAUUCUCUACUGUAACUAGAUCAAAGUGAUAUAAAUUAAUUCUGUCCAUCACCAGAUCCGGGCCGCACCUUGGAACACGACCAGAGCUUACAUUUCAGCCAUGAAAGGAAAAUGUCUACUUCAGCUGACGGGUCUGGCCGACCCAACGGGAUGUGGUGAGGGAUUCUCAUACAUCAAGGUCAGUAGAGUUUUUUUUUUAAUAGCUCAACACAUUCUCAAGAUGUGAACAUUUUUUUUCACCCUGGGCACAGGCCAAAGUGCUGCUCUAUCAGGAUGAUUGUUUACUAUUUGCUUAAAUAUUGUAUUAGUGUUUCGUUUUUUUUUUAAAUAUUAGAUUGUUGCAUCAUGGGGCAUUUUAGAAUACCCAUGUAAGCACAAGUAAAUAUUCUCUAGUUAUGGAUGCAUGUUUCGUGUUAAAGUGAGUUCAACACCAUGCUAAAUAAAAUUCCUGACAACUGCGCUAAAUGAGAUUCGUAAAUUCCGCAGUUACGUUUGAUGCUGAAUAUUUUCUUUUGUUUUACGGGAAUUAUCUCAAAUUAAAUAUGAGGUAAUAAAUGUGGAUGUAAAGGGGGAUGGGACACCUGGAUGAAAUAUUGUUCAAGGGCGUAAAAAAAAUGUGCAAUGGCAUACGUAUGAAGGUUAGCACUAAUUGGUUAGCACGUAUAAAAUAUGUUGCCUGAAUGCAUGUUUUGUCAAGUAAGUUUAGUAGAUGGGAAGUUCAGGCAUUGCGGCCACUGUUUGGUGGGCUGUUUCUAGUAGUUGAUGUUGGUCAUGUUCAGUUCAGUUCAUGCUAAAAGCUGCACAUUUAAUGCUCUGUUUUAGCUAUAUGAGUCUUGAUACCUAGCAAUAAAGUUAUUACAAGAUGAUUCAGUAUGGGAUAGACUCAACAAGAACAAAUAUCACUGUGCUUUUACUAGGCUCUGAUUAGAGCAAAUAUCAUAGUGCUUUUACUAGGCUCUGAGUAGAGCAAAUAUCAUAGUGCUUUUACUAAGCUCUGAGUAGAGGAAAUAUCAUAGUGCUUUUACUAGGCUCUGAGUAGAGGAAAUAUCAUAGUGCUUUUACUAAGCUCUGAGUAGAGCAAAUAUCAUAGUGCUUUUACUAGGCUCUGAGUAGAGGAAAUAUCAUAGUGCUUUUACUAGGCUCUGAGUAGAGCAAAUAUCAUAGUGCUUUUACUAGGCUCUGAGUAGAGCAAAUUUCAUAGUGCUUUUAGUAGGCUCUGAGUAGAGCAAAUUUCAUAGUGCUUCUAGUAGGCUCUGAUUAGAGCAAAUAUCACAGGGCUUUUAGUAGGCUCUGAUUAGACUAAUUAGAGCAAAAACCACAGGGCUUUUACUAGGCUCUGAGUAGAGCAAAUAUCAUAGUGCUUUUACUAAGCUCUGAGUAGAGGAAAUAUCAUAGUGCUUUUACUAGGCUCUGAGUAGAGCAAAUUUCAUAGUGCAUUUACUAGGCUCUGAGUAGAGCAAAUAUCAUAGUGCUUUUACUAGGUGAGUAGAGCAAAUAUCAUAGUGCUUUUACUAGGCUCUGAGUAGAGCAAAUAUCAUAGUGCUUUUACUAGGUUCUGAGUAGAGCAAAAACCACAGGGCUUUUACUAGGCUCUGAGUAGAGCAAAUUUCAUAGUGCAUUUACUAGGCUCUGAGUAGAGCAAAUAUAGUGCUUUUACUAGGCUCUGAGUAGAGCAAAUUUCAUAGUGCUUUUAGUAGGCUCUGAGUAGAGCAAAUUUCAUAGUGCUUCUAGUAGGCUCUGAUUAGAGCAAAUAUCACAGGGCUUUUAGUAGGCUCUGAUUAGACUAAUUAGAGCAAAUAUCACAGGGCUUUUACUAGGCUCUGAAUAGAGAUUUAACUAAGUAUGUUUCAACUUUCCUGAGCCAGGUUAUUCAGCUACAAACAGACCCACUUUUAGUCAUUCAUCCUGAGCUGGGCAAAGUUAGUUGGAUGAAAAUAAUUUCAUUAGUGCUGUUUACAGCCACCGUUUCUAUCUAAACUUUAAUUUAUUUUUCAUGGCUGUCGGCAGAGGUGUCAUGUCAGCUCGAUCAUUACGAUGGGGUCCCGGGCCCAGCGCUGCGGAUAUCACAAUGAAGCUCAAAGUUUGUAGGGACAUUAGUUGGGAUGCCAUCUUGUCCAGUAGCUGCAAGCAUUCCCUAUGGUUAUGUUUCUUUAGAUAAUCUCGCACUGGUUUUUUGUAGCAUAGCAUUGUAUCCGAGUCUGUAAAGUACCAAAGUUCCGCAAGGUAGAGGGCGAUUUGGGGUCUGUUCUCUAGCAGUGCUGCCUGGAGGGGCGAAACAGAUUUGCUGGCAGGCCAAAACAUCUGCCUGAAUCUACGUUCACAAGAGUCGAUGUUUGCAGGUCCCACUCCGCUAGAGAUGAGUUUCUGGAGAAGGGUGAAACUGCCAAGUGUGAUUACCUUGUGGAUAAUGCUUGGAAGCAGUUGAGAAGAGCUUGCGUUGUUCUCUAGUAAAAUUUCAGCGCAAGCGAUUGCCCUGGAUGUGAUUAUAGACCCUCCCAAAGUCAAUGAAAGUGCUUUCCCUUUCUGUUGCUUGUCUAUAGCAGCAUCUUGCUGUAGCAGAAGGUUGAGUGCAGUUUCAUCCUGAUUUCUAGCUGCCAACACGACUGCACUACAUCCUUCCUUAUUGGGGAGGUUCACAUCGAUUCCAGCUUGAAGCAGAAUCUUCAAUGUAUCGACACUGUGUUUGUCAUGGUUAAGUGCGUGGCCCAAGGCUGUAUUCCCAUCAUCAUCCUGCAGGUUGACAUCAGCUCCCUUGGCUACCAGAAAUUCUGUGAUACAACAAUUAGGAUGUUUGACAGCCUCCAUCAAAGGCGUCAUUCCUGUUUUACUUUUCAAAUUAACAGCCGCAUUGCAGCACGUGACCAGCAGUUUCACGCUUUCAAACGCAUCAUUCCUAGCAGCCAGAUGCAGGGCAGAUUCACUGUCAAUGUUGACAUCUUCUAUAUCGUAGGCUCCCUUUUCUAUUAUUUUCUGAAGAACCUCCUGGGCACCUUUGACUGAUGCAGUGACCAAGAACAGCGUGGCACCAUCUGGAUUUUGGACACUGUGGUCAGCCCCAGAAUUUAAGAACAGCUCUACAAUUUUGCCAAGAUCUUUGAAUGUUUGAGCAUGAAUGUCAUCACAACUGAUUUCCUUAUUGAUAUUCUCGAGGUCUGAAAUGUAUUUUCUAGCCAUCGCAUUUAGUGGCGCCGUUUUCUCGUAAGGGUGCAUCUCCACUGUCUUAUUGACGUCUGCUCCCUGUUCCAACAGAAGCUUCACGACAUCCGGCUUUAAGGCCAUCAUGAGCGGAGUCUUCCCGUGAAACACACUGUCAAUAUCUGCCCCCCAGUCUAGAAACAUGUUGAUCAUGUCUGUGUUGCCCCUAGCUACCGCAGCAUGCAACAGGCCAGUUUUACCACCAUCUCUUGCUACUUGAGCAGUGAGCACAGGAAAAUGUUUGUGCAGAAAGUAAAAUGAUCUCAGCAUGUUUUGUUUGACUGAGAUCUGCACUGCUUUUGUGAUGUCUACUUCGGCGUUGUGUAUCAGAAGCAGGUGAGCACAGUCCAUUUUUCCAUUCUCAAUUGCCAUGUCAAAUGCUGAAUAUCCAUUCCUUGCCUCCCCUCGAGCGUCGAACCUUCCGUUGACAUCGGCGCCGUAGCGCAGAAGUACCUCCAUCAUAUCACGGUGUCCUUUCCCUGCCGCUACAAUCAGGGCAGGCAUGGGCUGGGUGUAUGUGACGCCAUCCGGUGGGGCGUUGUGGGCCAACAGAAGCUCCAGCAGUUCUUUGCUCUGUAGUUCUACGGCCACCACCACUGGGGAGUCUUUAUUCUUGGCAGGCGUGUCCACGGUGGCCCCUGAUUUUAAAAGUUCUGUAAUCAUAUUCAGCUCAGCCACACCUACUUUUUCAUCCAUCAGUUUCACUGAGCUGAGGACAUCGAUCAAAACACAGCUGUCUUGUCCAUCUCGCUUUUUAAGGUCCGUGCAAUGGCAGUCUAGCAAUGUCAUGAACGACUCUACAUCCCUCGCCUCAAACGCUUUACCCAGUGGGGUUUUGCAGUUGGAUCUGUCAUUCCUUAGGUAUGAAAUUGCUCUCUCGAGACCAGACGUCUUGGCAAGUUGAGCGGCAGUCGGCGCAUAUUCUGAGCUCGGUUCAUCAUAACGCGCACCAGCAUCCAGUAACAGGUGAACAGUAUCUAGGUCACGGGCCAUGACGGCUUUCAUCAAUGCCGUAAGGCCGCUGCUGUUGGUGUGUUCAAUGUUGACACUGUUACACUCAAGUAGAAGUUGAGUCAUGUGUAAUGAUCCAGACUUGCUUAUCGAUGAUAUCAAAGGGGUGUCUCCUGUUAGGGGGUUUUCAGCAUUGAAAUCUACCCUCCUCUUGAGAAUCUCCCUGACAAUGCAUAUAUGACCUUUUUCUACAGCGGCCAGCAGAGGGGUGUAUCCUGCAGAGUUCAUGGCAUUUAUAUCAGCUCUUUGCUUUAUGAGAAGUUUGGCUAUUUGUGUGUGUCCGUUCCUAGCACUUAUUAUCAAAGGUGUGUCCUUGAAUAAAUUCCUAGCAUUCACUAGAGCACCUCUUCUGAUGAGCCAUACAGCUAUGUCAUAGAAAUUGUUGAGCACACAGUUGAUCAGAGGUGUGUUGCCAUCUUUGUCUUUGGUCUCUAGGCAGGCCCCUUGGCGCAGAAGAUGUUGAACUUCAAACUUGUGGCCAUGUUUGCACUGCGUAAGCAGUCUGGUGUUUAGAAUGGCCUGCUCAUUGGCUGUGUCAUUGAAUAGACAUCUGUAUCUUUUUUUUGGUGGGGAUCUGCAGUCAUCUGGUGGUGAUCUGCAGUCGUUUGGUGGUGAUCUGCAGUCGUUUGGUGGUGAUCUGCUGUCAUCUGGUGGUGAUCCGCAGUCAUCUGGUGGUGAUCCGCAGUCAUUUGGUGGUGAUCUGCAGUCGGUUGGUGGUGAUCUGCAGUCAUUUGGUGGUGUCUGUUUGAUCUUGGGGCUAUCAGAAAAGUAUUUAGGGAUAUCAGCCAUUCAUCUGGCCCUUGGUGCUGCUUUCCUUGCCUGUAGCAUAUUAUAGACUACCUGUCAUCUGAAAAAUUCAAUAGAUUAAGUUCAUUUAAUGCUCUCAAUAUUGCUGUCAUAGAAGAAAGUUAAAUGUCAUCUGGACUUUUCCAUUGAGUUUAUACAUCUAAGAAAAUGCUCAUGUCAUUAACUUGUGUGUUGAAAUGUAUUUAACCAAACAUGUGACCACUCUAAACCCAUCAAGUAGUAACACAGCACAAGGACAGUCUUAACUUGUUUUGAAAAAAAUGUUCAGAGAUCUUUACACCUAACACAUUAAACUGUUACUUGUUAACAUAUGUGAGUACAAAAAACUUACCUGUUAUGGUCAGUAUCCUUCAUAAACUUACCAUGAUGAUCCAUCUCCUUGAUAAACUUACCUGUUAAGGCCAGUCCCCUUUAUAAACUUACCUGUAAUGGUCAGUCUCUUUGAUAAACUUACCUGUGAUGGUCAUUCUCCGUGAUAAACUAACUAUCAUGGUCAGUCUCCUUGAUAAAAUUACUCCUAAUUGUUAGUCUCCUUGAUAAACAUAAUUGAACUAAUUAUAAGAGGUUUUGACUGGGAUGAAGCUUUGAAGUAGAUGAAUGAGACAGAGUUAAUAAAACAGAGCAGCUUAGGUAGGCUUUAAUUAUUUGCAGACAAAAUAGACAUUUAUAAGUUUCAGGUAAAGCCUUUAUAAGUACAACAGAGUAAUAUAUAUAUAUAUAUUAUAUGUGUGUAUAUAUAUCCUACCUAUUAAGAAAAAGGAAAGGCUCAAGUCCCUCACAAAGAUCAGAAGAAUUCUGUUUUUUGUUCUCAUAUUGUUUUAUUUACACAUAUUGUUUGUGUCUUAGUAUUCUUGUAACACUCAACUGUGAUGGUCAGUCUGGUCGGUCUCCUUGAUAAACUUACCACUAAUGGUCAUUAUCUUUGAUAAACUUACCUGAGAUGGUCAGUAUCCUUGAUAAGCUUACCUGUAAUGGUCAAGCUUCUCGUUCAAUGUAUCCAUGUAAUAAGCUCUGUAAAUUGAAACUAGCCUCUGUCUUUGUUUAUAGUUGACUUAUAUGUUAUGUUCAUGUAUUUGAAUACUCUUGUAAAGUCUUAAUUGACACACCAUAUCAGUUACUGUAAACUAGUCAAGACUAGUCAUGUUAGUGUGGUAUGGGAUAUAUAAUAUUGCUGGGUCCAAUGAGAUUUUCCAGGAAAUGAAAGGAACAUUACAGUCAGCUGUGUAGAUAUAUAAAUAUAAACAUAUAUAUACAUACAUACAUACCAAAACACACACACGACAAACCUUAUCAGUGGCCCCUGGCAACUUUAUUGUUCGGUUCCAGUGCACCACUGGCAGACUAAAGGAAGCGCGCUUGGUGAACCAUUCUCAUGGUUGGUGAACCAUUCUCACACUAAGGGAGGAGUUGUUGGUGAACCAUUCUCAGACUAAGGGAGGGGAGGUUGGUGAACCAUUCUCAGACUAAGGGAGGGGUGGUUGGUGAACCAUUUUCAGACUAAGGGAGGGGAGGUUGGUGAACCAUUCUCACACUAAGGGAGGGGUUGUUGGUGAACCAUUCUCAGACUAAGGGAGGGGAGGUUGGUGAACCAUUCUCACCCUAAGGAAGGGGUGCUUGGUGAACCAUUCUCAGACUAAGGAAGGGGUGGUUGGUGAACCAUUCUCAUCCUAAGAAAGGGGAGGUUGGUGAACCAUUCUCAGACUAAGGGAGGGGUGGUUGGUGAACCAUUCUCUGUCUAAGGGAAGGGAGGUUGGUGAACCAUUCUCAGACUAAGGGAGGGGUGGUUGGUGAACCAUUCUCAGACUAAGGGAAGGGAGGUUGGUGAACCAUUCUCACACUAAGGGAAGGGUGGUUGGUGAACCAUUCUCAGACUAAGGGAAGGGUGGUUGGUGAACCAUUCUCACCCUAAGGAAGGGUGGUUGGUGAACCAUUCUCAGACUAAGGGAAGGAUGGUUUGUGAACCAUUCUCACACUAAGGGAGGGUAUUUUGUGAACCAUUCUCAGGCUAAGGGAGGGGAGGUUGGUGAACCAUUCUCAUACUAAGAGAGGCGUGCUUGGUGAACCAUUCUCAUAAUGGUGGGGUGGGUGUUGGCGGGCCAUAAUGGUAGGUUGGGUGUUGGCGGGCCAUAAGGGUGGGGUGGGUGUUGGAACACCUUUUCUAAGUGGCUUCUUUAAAUACCAUGUCCCAUAAUUCCUCCUUUCUUUAAUCCUACAGGUAAAUAUUGAUUUUUAAACUUGACACCUGUGUGCCCCAAUAGAUUCAGUGCAUUCCUUUAAGUUACCCAACCCGUAAUUCUUCAAGAAGCCGUGAUAUCGGGAAGUGCCCUUUAAAGUCUUUUCUUAUCAUAUAUCACAUCCAAAGGUCCUUAAGUGUUAAAACUGCCUGUAUUUUUAAAGCUAAUCAGGUGACGCGUUCUGCCCUACUUAAUCUUCCAUCCACUCUACGAGUUGUGUAGAGUUUAAGUAAAGAUGUGCUCCAGCAUAUGACAUCAAGCAAAGAUGAUCUGGUUCUGUGGAGUUUUUAAAUAAACAGCUGAAGAGUUCUUAAGGAGUCCACAGCAGAUGUUUAAUGUACAAGAAAUGUUUUACUUUGACAGCAAUAUUGCAUGAAGUCCUACUAGCAAUGUUGCAUGCCGACCUGCACUAAUUGAAACAGGAAACUGCACUAACUGUUGUUGCAUGAGCUACAUAAGAAUCUUGUGAAGUGAAAUAAAUAGCACUAGGGACCAAACUGGCCCUCAUGUCAGUCUAUUUAGAUGUGUGUGUUUGUUGUUUUGUGGAACCUGUUAAAUGGAAAAGAUGUACAUGUCCCUGAAACCAUUUUGUAGCUUCCUACAAUUGGCGUAGCUUCCUACACUUGAACUAGCUUCCUAAACUUGGCCUAGCUUCCCACACGUGGCCUAGCUUCCCAAAUUUGGCCAAGCUUCCCACACUUGACCUAGCUUCCCACACUUGGCCUAGCUUCCCACACUUGGUAUAGCUUCCCACACUUGGCCUAGCUUCACAAACUUUGCCUAACUCCCCAAAUUUGGCCAAGCUUCCCACACUUGACCUAGCUUUUUACACUUGGGAUAGCUUCCCACACUUGACAUAGCUUCCCACACUUGGCCUAGCUUCCUACACAUGGCAUAGCUUCCCACACUUGACAUAGCUUCCUACACUUGGCCUAGAUUUAUACACUUGGCCUAGCUUCCCACACUUGGCCUAGCUUCCUACUCUUGGCAAAGCUUCCCACACUUGGCCUACCUUCCUACACUUGGCAUAGCUUCUCACACUUGACAUAGCUUCCCACACUUGGCCUAGCUUUCUACACUUGGCAUAGCUUCCUACACUUGCCAUAGUUUCCUACACUUGGCCUAGCUUCCUACACUUGGUAUAGCUUCCUACACUUGGCAUAUCUUUCCAGACCUUGGCCUAGCUUCCCACACUUGGCCAAGCUUCUUACACUGGCCUUAGUUUCCUACACUUGACAUAGCUUCCUACACUUGGCCUAGCUUCCCACACUUGGCCUAGCUUCCCUACACUUGACAUAGCUUCCUACACUUGGCCUAACUCCCCAAAUUUGGCCAAGCUUCCCACACUUGACCUAGCUUCCUACACUUGGCAUAGCUUCCCACACUUGACAUAGCUUCCCACCCUUGGCAUAGCUUCCUACACUUGGCAUAGCUUCCCACACUUGAUAUAGCUUCAUAUACUUGACAUAGCUUUCUACACUAGGCAUAGCUUCCCACACUUGGCAUAGCUUCCCACACUUGGCCUAGCUUCCUACACUUGGCAUAGCUUCCCGCACUUAGCCUAUAUUCCUUCACUUGGCCUAGCUUCAUAUACUUGACAUAGCUUCCUACACUUGGCCUAGAUUCCUUUACUUGGCCUAGCUUCCCACACUUGGCCAAGCUUUUUACACUUGGCAUAGCUUCCUACACUUGAUAUAGCUUCAUAUACUUGACAUAGCUUUCUACACUAGGCAUAGCUUCCCACACUUGGCAUAGCUUCCCACACUUGGCCUAGCUUCCUACACUUGGCAUAGCUUCCCGCACUUAGCCUAUAUUCCUUCACUUGGCCUAGCUUCAUAUACUUGACUUAGCUUUCUACACUUGGCAUAGCUUCCCACACUUGGCAUAGCUUCCCACACAUGGCCUAGCUUCCUACACUUGGCAUAGCUUCCCACACUUAGCCUAUAUUCCUUCACUUGGCCUAGCUUCCCACACUGGCCAAGCUUCUUACACUGGGCUUAGUUUCCUACACUUGGCCUAGCUUCCUACACUUGACCUAGUUUCCCAUUUGUGGCCUAGCUUCCUACACUUGGCUUAGCUUGCUACACUUGGCAUGGCUUCCCACACUUUGCAUAGCUUCCCACACGUGACAUAGCUUCCCACACUUGGCCUAGUGUCCCACACUUGAUAUAUCUUCCCACACUUGGCCUAGCUUCCCAUACUUUGCCUAGCUUCCUACACUUGCCCUAGCUUCCCACACUUGAACUAGCUUCCCACACUUGGCCUUUCCUUUACCCAUCAUUGUUGAGUUAAUUUUUUGUAACCUACAGUAUUGGGAUGUUUACACUGCAGAAAUUUCCAACCACAAUACAAGCUUUAUUGAUCUAUCUCCUGAUUUUUGUUGAUCUAUUUCUUGAGCUUAGUGGAUCUAUUUCCUUAGCUUUUUUUAUCUAUUUCUUAAGCUUAGUUGAUCUAUUUUUUUUAGCUUUGUUGAUCUAUUUCUUGAGCUUAAUUGAUCUAUUUCUUGAGCUUAUCUGAGCUAUUUCUUGAUUUUAUCUUAAAACCUUUGCCUUGUUUAUGAUAUCCUCUAUAAGUAAUUCAACCCCCAGGAUACAUCAAUGAUUAAUAAUUACAAUUUCAAUUAGGAGAUAACUGUUUCCAUUUAAUUGAGAAUUUCUUUGUCUGCUUCCUGUACAAUACUGCCCUUUUGCCCCUCAGAGUAAUACAAUAGUGCCCUUGUGUCCCUCAGAGUGAUACAAUUCUGCCCUUGUGUCCCUCAGAGUGAUAGAAUACUGACCUUGUGCCCCACAUAUGUAUAGAAUACUGACCUUGUGUCCCACAUAUGUAUAGAAUACUGACAUUGUGCCCCACAUACGUAUAGAAUACUGACCUUGUGCCCCACAUUCAUGGAAUAUUUCCCUUGUUCCCAUUGUUAUAUUGUCUACCAUUGUUACAGAUCCCCAACAAGCCCACCACCAAAGAAGAAGCCAAGGAGACCCCUGUCAAGAAGACUGUGACAGGCACAGAUGCUGAUCUCAGAAGGCUCAAUCUGCAGGAUGCCAAACAGCUGCUGCGCAAAUUUGGUGUGCAUGAAUCAGAGGUAAGUUAAGAUCUGAGAAUUGGAGUCUGAGGUAGGGUAAUACUUGUUAGUAAGGAUCUGAGGUGGGUAAAACUGGAUAGUACGGAUCUGAGGUGGGGUAAGACUUGGUAGUAUGGGUCUGAGUUAAGUUAAGACUUGAUAGCCUGAGGUAGGGUAUGACUUAAUAGUAUGAUUCUGAGGUAGGAUAAGACUUGAUAGUAUGAUUCUGAGGUAGGAUAAGACUUGAUAGUAUGAUUCUGAGGUAGGAUAAGACUUGAUAGUAUGAUUCUGAGGUAGGAUAAGACAGGAAAGUUUGGUGUGCAGACUUUUCUGUGAGUGCUAAUUAUGAGCAGGGUAAUUUAUUUUAAAACUUGGUUUGGAUAAGUUGUUCCUGGAAAUGAACUUACAGAACUUUAACUGUAUGGAAAAAGUAAAAUUAGUUUAAAUUUCAAGGUAAUUUUUUUUUGGUUCUGAUUUUGAGUAAAUUUGCUGAUAGAGAGGGUGUACAUGACUGGUACAAAAUCUCUUAUUAUGAGGCUUGUGUACGAAAUAUAUUAGCUAAGCAAUAAUACACAUUUAUAUUCAUUGUAUAUGCCUGGAAGGCAUCUUUACACUGACAAUGUGUAACUUCUGCCUGGCCCAACACAUUGAGUUUAGAUUUUUUUUUUUUAAUACGCACAUUAAAUUUGUACUUCAAGAAAAAAAAAAUAAUAAUUUCAUCGAACAGAUCAAGAAACUUUCAAGAUGGGAGGUCAUUGAUGUUGUCAGGACUAUGUCCACUGAGCAGGCCAAGCAAGGUCAAGAUACCACUGGUAGGUCCUUCCUUUGAACAUGGACAGCAUGCACCUGGUUUCAAACUUUUUUUUACAUAUAACUUGUACUGGCAGUGAAAAAAGUAGGUUAUUUGACAUAAUGAGUUGUACUGGCAGUGAAAAAAGUAGGUUAUUUGACAUAAUGAGUUGUACUGGCAGUGAAAAAAGUAGGUUAUUUGACAUAAUGAGUUGUACUAGCAGUGAAAUUAAAAAGUAUUUCAUUUAACAGUUGUACUAGUAAAGAACGAUUGUGAAGGAUAAUGACAUUAUAUGUAGUACAUGUUGUGAAACAUUGAGAAUGUCAUGAGACAUUAUGUGUAGUACAUGUUGUGAAACAUUGAGAAUGUCAUUAGGCAUUAUGUAUAGUACAUGUUGUGAAACAUUGAGAAUGUCAUUAGGCAUUAUGCAUUACGUGUAGUACAUGUUACGAAUCAUUGAGAAUGUCAUUAGGCAUUAUGUGUAGUACAUGUUGUGAAACAUUGAGAAUGUCAUUAGACAUUAUGUGUAGUCAUGUAACGAAACAUUGAGAAUGUCAUUAGACAUUAUGUGUCAUACAUGUUGUGAAACAUUGAAAAUGUCAUUAGGCAUUAUGUGUAAUACAUGUUACGAAACAUUGAGAAUGUCAUUAGGCAUUAUGUGUAAUACAUGUUACGAAACAUUGAGAAUGUAAUUAGACAUUAUGCAUUACGUGUAGUACAUGUUACGAAACAUUGAGAAUGUCAUUAGGCAUUAUGUGUAAUACAUGUUACAAAACAUUGAGAAUGUCAUUAGACAUUAUGCAUUACGUGUAGUACAUGUUACGAAACAUUGAGAAAGUUAUUAGGCAUUAUGUGUAAUACAUGUUACGAAACAUUGAGAAUGUCAUUAGACAUUAUGCAUUAUGUGUAGUACAUGUUACGAAACAUUGAGAAUGUCAUUAGGCAUUAUGUGUAGUACAUGUUACGAAGCAUUGACAAUGUCAUUAGACAUUAUGUGUAGUACAUGUUGUGAAACACUGAGUAUGUCUUUAGGCAUUAUGUGUUGUACAUGUUACGAAACAUUGAGUAUGUCUUUAGGCAUUAUGUGUUGUACAUGUUACGAAACAUUGAGAAUGUCAUUAGACAUUAUGUGUAGUACAUGUUGUGAAACAUUGAGAAUGUCAUUAGACAUUAUGUGUAGUACAUGUUAUGAAACACUGAGUAUGUCUUUAGGCAUUAUGUGUUGUACAUGUUACGAAACAUUGAGAAUGUCAUUAGACAUUAUGUGUAGUACAUGUUAUGAAACAUUGAGAAUGUCAUUAGACAUAAUGUGUAGUACAUGUUGUGAAACAUUGAGAAUGUCAUUAGACAUUAUGUGUAGUACAUGUUAUGAAACACUGAGUAUGUCUUUAGGCAUUAUGUGUAGUAAAUGUUAUGGAACAUUGAGAAUGUCAUUAGACACUCUGUUUUGUCUCUGUAAUGAAGGAUAUUUGAUAAGCUCAUAAAUAACAUCCACAAAUUGAGUGUCAUUAGACAUUAUGAAUUGUCCCGGUAAUGUUUGAGAAGCUCAGAAAUAACAUCCACAAAGAAUGGUAAACCUGGGCAUAAACCCAAUGGAACUAAAAUGAUUGACACAUGUAACAUUGUUGGAUCACUUUGUCUUCAGGUUGGGUAAAGUUUGCUCGUGGAAACCGUUACUCUGCUGCCGAGCACAUGGAAAGGUACAAGGAGGAGUGCCAAAGAAUAUUUGAUCUGCAGAAUAGGCAAGUUCCUUUCGCCUCAUUUGUCAACAUCUCACAAAAGAAAUGUGCUCAAGGGUCGAUUGAUUUUUUUUAUCAUUGAACAAUUGACUUAGGAAGUUGUCAGUUGCCACCUGCCCCUCUGGUGUCAACGUCUGAGAUAAAAUUAUACUUCAUUUAAGGGGGUCUCACAGGCUGCAAAGUAAUUUCUUUAAUUACCAGAAUUAAUUCACAUUUUUAUGUUUGUUGUACUCACUUGGGUUUCAAUAGCUGAAAAAUCGAAAGAAAUUUUUAAAAAAAUAAUUUUUUGUUAAAUUAUUUUAUGAUUAUGUAAUAUUUUAAUAAUAUUUUAGAAUCAACAUAACUAACAAACAAUUGAAGUUACAAUGAUGAAACUUGGUACAGAUUAUCUUUAUGAUGUUAUUGAUGACUCCAAGAGAGCAUUUUCAUGAAAAAAAAAAACUUUUUAAAAUGCCUUUGAUCCUUGGGGGUCAUAAAAAAUAAUGGCAUAAUUACAUCGAGUUUAAUUUUAUUAUAUUUUUUAAAAAUCAACCAGACAAGAUACAAUAAAAUGCUCUCAUGAACACAUAGUAAAUAGUAUUAGUUACAUCUGUGCGAAAUUUCAACUCUUAAUCUCUAAAGACAAAAAAACGACACCGUGCACGGUGUUGCACAAAUACAAAAACAAAGAAUGGAGAAAAACAAUGAAAACAACUUUGAAUCAAGAUAUCAUUCAAAUACUUUAUUAUAAGCUUUUCAAACCUUCUAUUUUAAUCAUAGCAAACCUAUGUUAAAAAAUGAAGUUGCAAAUGAGUGCAAAAUGCAAACAUUUACAUUUUUUACUGAUUAUUAUACAGAAUGAUAUCCAAAAAAAAAAAAAUCUAGCCUUAUAUUGGUUAUACCCAGUGUAUGUAUAAAUAUAUAUAUAUAUAUUAUAUUUUUAACUAUGCCUUUUUUUAUCAGUUUGUAAAACAAAGAAAGAAUAUUGUAAAUUAUCUGGAUUUUGGAAACCCUGAACAUUUUAACAAAUUUAUUUCUUACCAGCAAUUUGAUCUAUCAAAUGCAAUACCUAGUGAUUUUAAAAUGUCUGUUUCUCCAUUGAUCAAUGCUGUAUUGAAAGAGCAUGUGAUAACUUCUAUUUAUAACUUUUUAUGGACGAUCCAUUUUAACCAGUUUCUGUGACCUUUAAAUCCACACAGGGUGUUGGCUUCCACAGAAACCUUAUCAACAGAUGAGGAGUCGACAUCCGGUGAAGACUCCGACUUCGAAGAGAUGGGCAAAAACAUUGAGAGCAUGUUGUCCAACAAGAAAACCAGCACGCAGGUACCAGAAUGUGGAUUGCUGUCUUAUGUUGUGUGGUACUAGAAUGUGGAUUGCUGUCUUAUGUUGUGUGGUACUAGAAUGUGGAUUGUUGUCUUAUGUUGUGUGGUACUAGAAUGUGGAUUGUUGUCGCAUGUUGUGUGGUACUAGAAUGGGGAUUGCUGUCUUAUGUUGUGUGGUACUAGAAUGUGGAUUGUUGUCUUAUGUUGUGUGGUACUAGAAUGUGGAUUGCUGUCUUAUGUUGUGUGGUACUAGAAUGUGGAUUGUUAUCUUAUGUUGUGUGGUACUAGAAUGUGGAUAUUUGUCUUAUGUUGUGUGGUACUAGAAUGUGGAUUAUUGUCUUAUGUUGUGUGGUACUAGAAUGUGGAUUGUUGUCUUACGUUGUGUGGUACUAGAAUGUGGAUUGUUCUCUUACGUUGUGUAGUACCGGAAUGUGUAUUGUUGUCUUAUGUUGUGUGGUACUAGAAUGUGGGUUGUUGUCUUAUGUUGUGUGGUACUAGAAUGUGGAUUGUUGUCUUACGUUGUGUGGUACUAGAAUGUGGAUUGUUCUCUUACGUUGUGUAGUACCGGAAUGUGUAUUGUUGUCUUAUGUUGUGUGGUACUAGAAUGUGUGUUGUUGACUUAUGUUGUGUGGUACUAGAAUGUGGAUUGUUCUCUUACGUUGUGUAGUACCGGAAUGUGUAUUGUUGUCUUAUGUUGUGUGGUACUAGAAUGUGGAUUGUUGUCGCAUGUUGUGUGGUACUAGAAUGGGGAUUGCUGUCUUAUGUUGUGUGGUACUAUAAUGUGGAUUGUUGUCUUAUGUUGUGUGGUACUAGAAUGUGGAUUGCUGUCUUAUGUUGUGUGGUACUAGAAUGUGGAUUGUUAUCUUAUGUUGUGUGGUACUAGAAUGUGGAUAUUUGUCUUAUGUUGUGUGGUACUAGAAUGUGGAUUGUUGUCUUAUGUUGUGUGGUACUAGAAUGUGGAUUGUUGUCUUAUGUUGUGUGGUACCAGAAUGUGGAUUGCUGUCUUAUGUUGUGUGGUACUAGAAUGUGGAUUGUUGUCUUAUGUUGUGUGGUACUAGAAUGUGGAUUGUUGUCUUACGUUGUGUGGUACUAGAAUGUGGAUUGUUCUCUUACGUUGUGUAGUACCGGAAUGUGUAUUGUUGUCUUAUGUUGUGUGGUACUAGAAUGUGGGUUGUUGACUUAUGUUGUGUGGUACUAGAAUGUGGAUUGUUGUCUUAUGUUGUGUGGUACCAGAAUGUGGAUUGCUGUCUUAUGUUGUGUGGUACUAGAAUGUGGAUUGUUGACUUAUGUUGUGUGGUACUAGAAUGUGGAUAUUUGUCUUAUGUUGUGUGGUACCAGAAUGUGGAUUGCUGUCUUAUGUUGUGUGGUACUAGAAUGUGGAUUGUUGACUUAUGUUGUGUGGUACUAGAAUGUGGAUUGUUGUCUUAUGUUGUGUGGUACUAGAAUGUGGAUAUUUAUCUUAUGUUGUGUGGUACCAGAAUGUGGAUUGCUGUCUUAUGUUGUGUGGUACUAGAAUGUGGAUUGUUGACUUAUGUUGUGUGGUACUAGAAUGUGGAUUGUUGUCUUAUGUUGUGUGGUACCAGAAUGUGGAUUUUUGUCUUAUGUUGUGUGGUACUAGAAUGUGGAUUGUUGUCUUAUGUUGUGUGGUACCAGAAUGUGGAUUGCUGUCUUAUGUUGUGUGGUACUAGAAUGUGGAUAUUUGUCUUAUGUUGUGUGGUACCAGAAUGUGGAUAUUUGUCUUAUGUUGUGUGGUACUAGAAUGUGGAUUGUUGACUUAUGUUGUGUGGUACUAGAAUGUGGAUUGUUGACUUAUGUUGUGUGGUACUAGAAUGUGGAUUGCAGUCUUAUGUUGUGUGGUACUAGAAUGUGGAUAUUUGUCUUAUGUUGUGUGGUACCAGAAUGUGGAUUGCUGUCUGAUGUUGUGCUGUAAUUACACAAGGGCAAACACAAGUCUUGGUUUUAAAAAUUAGUUCUUCUAAUAUAAAUGUUUUACAAUAAACCUUGAUUGUUACUUCAUAGUUCGUUCCCCUUUGACCUCACUUUAACCAUUGAUAACUAUAGCUUGUUGUUACUUCAUAGUUCCCCUUUGACUACACUUUAACCAUUGAUAACUACAGCUUGCUGUUACUUCAUAGUUCCCCUUUGACUACGCUUUAACCAUUGAUAACUUCAGCUUGUUGUUACUUCAUAGUUCCCCUUUCACUACACUUUAACCAUUGAUAACUACAGCUUGUUGUUACUUCAUAGUUCCCCUUUCACUACACUUUAACCAUUGAUAACUACAGCUUGUUGUUACUUCAUAGUUCCCCUUUGACUACACUUUAACCAUUGAUAACUACAGCUUGUUGUUACUUCAUAGUUUCCAUUUGACUACACUUUAACCAUUGAUAACUACAGCUUGUUGUUACUUCAUAGUUCCCAUUUGACUACACUUUAACCAUUGAUAACUACAGCUUGUUGUUACUUCAUAGUUUCCAUUUGACUACACUUCAACCAUUGAUAACUACAGCAUGUUAAAAUCUGCACAGUGUUUUAAACCUGUUUAUAAAUGUUUAGUUCAAUCAGUACAAGCUCCAAGAAUGGAAAAUGAUAUAGAUGUACAAGGUUCAGUUCGAAAGAUCACACAUAUAUAUUUGAAAGCUUGCAUUCAAUUUGGUCAGCCAAGAAAUAUAUCUAAUACAGUAAAGCUUACUGUUAUUCUAGAAAUGUCUUUCAAACUGCAAGUUAUGCCAGUAAGAAUUGUUGAAUGACAAAUAAAGCAUUAAAACUAAAUCAAAUGGGAGAUACAGCAACAAGCUUUCAGCUACUGAGAUCUCAUAAGGAAGAAGGGAUUUCUUAAGAAGCAUCACACCACAGAGUCUGGCAAUGGCAGUUGUUUUGUGCCAUUCUGAGCUAAACCCAUGCACUGGAUAGAUGCCACCAGAGGGCCCAGAAGACUUAAAGGAAGCCAUUUCUAAUGAACUUGUAGAAAUGCUUGAGGUGACUUACAGAAACAUGUGGCAACAUUUGUGUCCAGUGCACCAUACCUAUGUUGGAGAAUUGAUGGAUAUUUAAUGUUAGCUAAAUCAUUUGUGUUUCUGCCCCGGUUAGCUUUGACUGUGAUGUUUAAAUUAUGUCAUGCACCUGUAUGCUAUGACUGUGAUGUUUAAAUUAUGUCAUGCACUUGUAUGCUAUGACUGUGAUGUUUAAAUUAUGUCAUGCACCUGUAUGCUAUGACUGUGAUGUUUAAAUUAUGUCAUGCACCUGUAUGCUUUGACUGUGAUGUUUAAAUUAUGUCAUGCACCUGUAUGCUAUGACUGUGAUGUUUAAAUUAUGUCAUGCACCUGUAUGCUUUGACUGUGAUGUUUAAAUUAUGUCAUGCACCUGUAUGCUAUGACUGUGAUGUUUAAAUUAUGUCAUGCACCUAUAUGCUUUGACUGUGAUGUUUAAAUUAUGUCAUGCACCUGUAUGCUAUGACUGUGAUGUUUAAAUUAUGUCAUGCACCUGUAUGCUAUGACUGUGAUGUUUAAAUUAUGUCAUACACCUGUAUGCUUUGACUGUGAUGUUUAAGUUAUGUCAUGCACCUGUAUGCUAUGACUUUGAUGUUUGCUUACCAUGUUUUGUUCUCCCAGCUGUCAAGAGAAAAGGAAGAGGCUGAGAGAAGGGAGUUGCAGAGGAUGCUGAAGGGAGAACUUGAUAACAAAGACAAGAAAAAGUCUGGGGGCAACAUGAGUAAAGAGGAGGAGCUCAUGGUGAGACAAAUUUCUAGAAUUAAUCUCUCCCGGCCCCCAUGUACACUAUAUUAUUAUCUGGCUUCACAUCUAUUAAUAUCCACUGAGGUUAGCCAAUAGUAAUAUGUUUAGACCUAUUGCCCAUAGAAAUGGGUGUAGAACAAAAGCAUGAAAACUAAUCUUAUAAAUAUUUACCAAGACUUUCUUCAGAAUCGCAAAGGCUGAAAUCAAUAAUUUACAUAAAAGAAAGAAACGCUAUCAUGGUGAGCAAAAAAUAUGCAUUGUCUCAAGAAAAUAUGUUUGAGAAAUUCAGUGGUUUGUGCUUCAAUCACCUUACUUAUCCCUCAUGAAGCACCACAGAGGCAGAAAGUUGAAGAUUGUAAGAACCUUCCACGAUGACACCGGUCGUCAGUACCAGCGGUCAGAAAUGGUCACCAAUCCUGUAGUCAUUGAUGCCUACCUGAGAAUAAGACAAACCAGGGACCCUAACUUCAUGUAAGACAUUUUAGCUUCUUGUCAUGAACAAUAACACACAACCUCAUCGAGCAUCUAUUGUAAGACAUUUUAGCUUCUUGUCAUGAACAAUAACACACAACCGCAUCGAGCAUCUAUUGUAAGACAUUUUAGCUUCUUGUCAUGAACAAUAACACACAACCGCAUCGAGCAUCUAUUGUAAGACAUUUUAGCUUCUUGUCAUGAACAAUAACACACAACCUCAUCGAGCAUCUAUUGUAAGACAUUUUAGCUUCUUGUCAUGAACAAUAACACACAACCUCAUCGAGCAUCUAUUGUUCCAGUAUUUUAAUAUCACAUGCACUGUUUUUAACAUCUGUUUUUGUAUUAUUGUAUAAUUACACGUACUGUCACAGCACAAUGUUUUCACCUCUACGGUUGUAACCCUUGCAGUAAACAGUUUGCUGCCAUGGACGACCAACAGAAGGAGGAGAUGAGGAAAGAGAGGAGAAGACUCCAGGAACAGCUGAGGAGGAUCAAGAGGAACCAGGAGAAGCCAACGUCCACUCCCCCUCCCAAGAAGAAGCCCAAAAAAGAGAAGGAGCAGCUGAUUAAGGCAUCCAAGGUGAGGCGGGAUUAAGCUUCUUAUUCUUAUUUAUUUGGAAUAAAUGUAUCCCUAUGAAAUGAUUUGGCCAGAUACAGGGUGUUCAAAUGUUGGGAUUAUGAUUUUAAGACGUGUUUAGUUAAAAGUAUGAUUGUAUAUGUGGCUCAUUUACAUUUGUGGUGGAGUGGUGUAUUUAAAGAGAGAUCUAAAUGUAGCUUAUGUGAAGAGGGAUGUCUUACUGUUGGUGUAAAGAGGGAUAUGUCAUUGUUGGUGUAAAGAGGGAUAUGUUAUUGUUGGUGUAAAGAGGGAUAUGUUAUUGUUGGUGUAAAGAGGAAUAUGUUACUGUUGGUGUCUAGAGAGAUAUGUUAUUGUUGGUGAAAAGAGGGAUAUUUUACUGUUGGUGUCUAGUGAGAUAUGUUAUUGUUGGUGUAAAGAGGGAUAUGUUACUGUUGCUGUAAAGAGGGAUAUGUUGUUUUCUGGAGUACUUAAGAUCUGUUCAAUAUUUUGUUUAUGUCUGCUGUGAAGAGAUAUUUCUAGACUGUUGUUAACUGUACCCUUAGAUGAAGUGUGGAGCCUGUGGACAGAUAGGCCACAUGAGAACCAAUAAGGAGUGCCCCAUGUACAACAGCAGGUCAGGGGGUGCGGGCUCCCUCCAGGUGGCUAUGACAGAGGAGCAGGAAGAGGAGGAGGAGAAGAACGUCCCAGUCGACCAGGAUCUGAUCAACGUGGAGGGCACCAAGAUCAUCAUGUCCAAGACACUCCUAGAACAGUAGGUCUUUUUGGUCAUUCCUUCUUUCCUACAGCAGUAAUUCUUGUUGGUCAUUUCUUAUUUCCUAGAGCAGUAACUCUUUUUGGUCAUUCCUUUUUUUUUAAAGCAGUAAGUCUUGUUGGUCAUUCCUUCUAUCCUAGAGCAGUAAGACUUGUUUGUCAUAUUUCAGUCCUUGCUCUUUCAAUGCGGAACAACGCACACUGCGUUCAUCCGCCAUUUUCAAUAGCACGGACCAUGUUUGUUUUUUUGCUAUUUCUCGGUUAAACUUUUUAAGAGCUAUUUUUAAAUAAGACUUUUAUAUAGAAGAGUGGUACUUCAUUGUUUAUAAGAGAAAUCAGGGUUUAUUUGUUGUCAUUUGAAGCAUAAUUUUAAUGAUUUUCUUCGCUUUUUUUUCUUCUGUUGCUAUGGCUGCUCUAGCCCUAGCAGUUGAGUAAGUUUCCUAGACGAUUAACAGCAGACCUGUUUACUCUAACGAAUUUGGCAUACAAUGUACGAUUUUGAGGUGUAUACAUUAUAUAUACUUUAUGUUUAUUUUGUUACUUUAAAGAUAUGUAUUUAACGAUUUUGUGAUGAUAUUGUACGAUUUUAAGAGUUUGAGGGUAAACAGGUCUGUAACAGCUCAAAAAGCUUUGGAAUUGUUUUAUACUAUUUCUUUUGAUAGUGAAGAUGAUUUAUAUUUAGAUCCAUUGCAGGAUUCUGAUAGUAGAAUUUUUAUAGGAUUUGAGUUAUAGAAGUGUAGAUGAGGUAUACGUACAUCAUAGGGUUUGGGGAAAAAAUGGUUCAGCAUAAAAUGUUUUCCAAAUUUAUGGUUCUUUUCUGUAACUUAUUUUAUUUAAACUGAAGAAAUAAGUUUACAAACAUAUAGUCCUUUCAAUUACCUUUCAUUUGACACCAAGUUUAGUCUUAUAAACUAAAGAAUAAUAUUUUAAAUAUUUUUUAAUAAACCUAACCUCUCUCUCUUUUUCGCUCUAUGAAAAAAAUUUACAUUUUUUCUAUUAAAAAAUUCUGCAGCCAAAGAGCUAGAUCAGUAAGUCUUGUUGGUCAUUACUUCUGUCAUAGAUCAGUAAGUCUUGUUGGUCAUUACUUCUGUCAUAGAUCAGUAAGUCUUGUUGGUCAUUACUUCUGUCCUAGAGCAGUAAGUCUUGUUGGUCAUUACUUCUGUCCAAGAGCAGUAAGUCUUGUUGGUCAUUACUUCUGUCAUAGAUCAGUAAGUCUUGUUGGUCAUUACUUCUGUCCAAGAGCAGUAAGUCUUGUUGGUCAUUACUUCUGUCCUAGAGCAGUAAGUCUUGUUGGUCAUUACUUCUGUCCUAGAUCAGUAAGUCUUGUUGGUCAUUACUUCUGUCCUAGAGCAGUAAGUCUUGUUGGUCAUUACUUCUGUCCUAGAUCAGUCAGUCUUGUUGGUCAUUACUUCUGUCCUAGAUCAGUAAGUCUUGUUGGUCAUUACUUCUGUCCUAGAUCAGUAAGUCUUGUUGGUCAUUACUUCUGUCCUAGAUCAGUAAGUCUUGUUGGUCAUUACUUCUGUCCUAGAGCAGUAAGUCUUGUUGGUCAUUACUUCUGUCCUAGAUCAGUAAGUCUUGUUGGUCAUUACUUCUGUCCUAGAGCAGUAAGUCUUGUUGGUCAUUACUUCUGUCCUAGAUCAGUAAGUCUUGUUGGUCAUUACUUCUGUCCUAAUUCAGUAAUUCUUGUUGGUAAUUACUUCUGUCCUAGAUCAGUAAGUCUUGUUGGUCAUUACUUCUGUCCAAGAGCAGUAAGACUUGUUGGUCAUUCCUUCUGUCCUAGAGCAGUAAGACUUGUUGUUAUUCACCUGUUCUGUUUUAUACAUAGCUAAAUUAUUUUGUGCUUUGUUUAACUAUUAAUUUUGUCAUAUCAUUAAGUGAGUUAGAUACCAGUGACUUGUUUUUAAACAAUCAAAGGUAUCUGCCUGAUCCAGGUAUUUUGUAUUCAAUGUUAAUACUUAAUUUCCAAAUUAAAAUUACUUGAUUUUUUAAACAAAAGCAAAAUCAUUAAUGCAUCUGUAAAAAAAUGUACAACUCAAUUGAUGAAAACGAGAUUGAAGAUGUUGCUUUGACUUGACUAACGUAGCAUGCACCAAUUUCAGUGCUGAGAGUAUCCGACGUAAAUCUUUGGUGUUGAAAGUUCCAAAGCAGGCAGUGGAAACCAAGAAGAAGAGAAGGGUCAGCAACAUAGUGCAUUGUGACUACCUCAAGGUAAUUAACUCAUUAGCUCAAGGGAGAUAACUUAGUACUCCCAGGUAGCAGAGGCACAGGCAAACUAAAGCACUCUCCAAUUGCUAAUACUUAUAGUACAUAAAACUAAAAUAAAAGUCCCCAAAGCAGCUGUGCUCUCUACGCUACCCCACACGCUACCCCACACGCUACCCCACACGUGUCAAACAAAAACUUACCAACAUUAAGUUUUAUGGCCUCACUAAAACCUGCACACUUGGUAAGAUUUGGCAAAGUGGUGAGCUUCGUGGCGUUCCUCUUUGCACAAAUGCUCCAAUCAAAAUGAACCCAACAAAACAGCAGUUACUGAGCAAAAAGACAAGCCAGCAAAGCCCAGGUUAACUCUGCACCUGGAGAUAUCCCAUCCAUUCCUUGCACAUAAAGCACAAGAACAUUUUGUGACAGAAUCAGUCUCAUCAGCCAUCUAUGCACCCAUAGGGAGAAUCAACCAGCAUGAAUCUUGAUUGAUUUCAAUGGAAAAACUAACACUUAUAUGUACAGCAUCCAUAUGUACUACAAAUUUUGUUCAAGCAGUUAAGCUCCCUGUAUGAACUGUUUGAAACUUGAUUUAACUGUUCAUCAUCACAGUUACUUACAUACAACUAGAGCUAUAGUCAUAUUUGCUAGUCCUUAGUAUAUUGUUUCUUUCAAUUAUUCAUUGGAUGUCUUAAGUACAAUAUAUGAUAGUCAUAUUUGCUAGUGCUAGUUAUAUUAUAUGAUAGUCAUAUUUGCUAGUCUUAAGUAUAUUAUAUGAUAGUUUGCCUGUGAAACGUGGACGGUCUACAAACGCCAUGCAAGAAUGCUGAACUACUAUUAUAUGAUAGUCAUGUUUUCUUGUCGUAUGUAUAUUAUUUUUCUUUCAAUUAUUGAUUUGAAUUUAUUUCUUUGUACAAGCUAUAUUUAUUCCUUUUAAAAAAAUAUUUUCCAUCAGAAACCAAAACAGUCUUCCAACCGUAGACGUACUGACCCUCUUGUCACUCUCUCAUCUAUAUUCGAGACUAUUCUGAAUGAAUUACGAAGCAUGCCUGAUGUAUGUAUUUAAUUCAUGAAAAUAUUUUUUAUAAUUAAUUUUAGUAUAAAUUAAAUAUUUGUAAAAAAAGGAAAAAAUUAAGCUAAUUUGAAAGAUUUUAAAAACAUUUGUAAUUAAUUUUUUAAAAUUUUUUAUUUAGAUAAAUAAUACAAUUAAAAGUAUUGUGCUGAUAAUAGCAAUUUAAAAUUGUGUAAUUAAUUGUAUAGAGAAUCAUGAGCUAAAAAUCUCCACACUUAAAAAAAACCCACCUUUAUUAAUCCUCAUCACAAAAUUAUUCUACCAACCACACUUUGAAUAUUAGGCACUACUAUUUUUGUGUGUCCUUUCAUUUCAUUCUAAUGUAUUGGAUAAUGUUGCUUUAAACAAAAUUUCAAUUUUCAGAUUCAGCUGUUUCUGUUUCCUGUCAACCAGAAGGAAGUCCCCGACUACUACCGUAUCAUCAAACGUCCAAUGGACAUGCAAACCAUGCGUGAGGUUAGGGAAACUUGGUUUCUGUUUACUUCUCACUUAGGCUGGACAUCAAAAGUUCAUCAAUGCUAAAUUAAAAGUAAAUUGUACUCGGACAAUCACUUUGAGAAUAUUUUUAACUUGAAUAAUAUUAUGACUUUAAAUUUUGGCAAAAAUACAUAAAUUGUUAUUAGUAAGAUGCAAGAUUUAAAUAUUUAGUUUCUCUUUGCAGAAUGUGCGUCAGAAAAGGUACAGAUCAAGAGAAGACUUUCUGACUGAUCUCAAUCAAAUCAUAGAGAACAGCAAACUAUACAAUGGUGAGUGGGUUCAGGUGACAUUAGUUACUGGGGGUUGAAUUAUAGUUAUAUGGAAUGUUUUAUCUUAUUUUUGUAUGUGAAACUAUUAUCAUCUAUGGCCCCACUAGAGGAUCCAGAAAAUGUAGCAAUGUCCUCAUAAGUGGUCAAUUCAGGGGAGACACAUCUGGUUGGUUUUAGAAUUUGAUGAGGGCAUGAUUCAUCUAUUAAGAUACAUUAUAUUUUUAACCAAUUUUUUUUUCUUUCAUUGAUAUAAAUGAAUGAUGUGAUAAAUUAAACAUUUCUUAAAAUGAGAUUAAUGAGUAAAUGAAUGAAAAAGGACAAAGGAACUUGUGUCUGAGUUGUCACUAUCCAGACCCCAGAAACUCUGCCCAUUGAACCAGCAUGUGUCAUCAUCAUUGAUAUCAUGCACGAGUUAGAGGUAAACAUUUAUGUAAUAAUUUUUUAUUUUUUUUUACAUUUUAAGGUGGCCAGCAUUUGUUGACCUUAAAUGCCCAGUCCAUGUUGACCCUUUGUUUCCAGAGGUUUGCUGAGGUGAGACACUUGAAUACACAUGGCCUUAAUUACUGGAAUGUGUUUUGUUAUGAUCACUAGAAGCUUCCUUCAGCAAAAACAAUUUGGAAUAAAUUUUGAGCAAACUCUUAACAAAAUUGAAAUAUUUGGCAUUGGACUGGGGAACCCACAGUGAGAUGAUAAGUUACUAUCUGUAAAUCCAUAUGAGUAGAAAACUUCUUAAUUAUUAUGAAGUAUUGGACCAUCAAAAUACAAUCUUAAUAUUUUUUUUAGUUUUGACAAAAUGCCUUGUCAUAUUUCUGUCAUGACAAAAAAAAUUAUUUUCUGAUGCAAGUAUCUUAUAUGUGGUUGGUGAGAGCAUAUUAUGUCUUCUUAAGUUCGUGUACAUAGAUAAUUUUAUGGGACCUAAAUGUCUCAUACAAAAUUUCUAAAUUUUAAAAUUUUAAGUUUGUUAUUGUUUUUAAUAAUAAACUUCAUUGCUAAUCCACUCUUGUUUUAAUAUAAUGCUGAAAUAAGUAAAAUAUAUUAAAAAAUGAUGUUGACAUUUUAAUAUGGUUUCUCUUUUGUACUUGUGCUUAUUUUUCAUUUUUGUUUUAAUGUUUCAGAAAGAGCAAAAAUUGAUGAGGCUGGAGAAGGCCAUCAAUCCACUGCUGGAUGACAACGACCAGGUGGCGCUGUCCUACAUCUUUGAGAAAAUCAUCCACUCCAUGAAGGCUUUGGAGACUGUGAGUUUUACAGAAAUCUUAACUUUUGUUGCAAUAAUUUCAUAUAGAUGAAUUUUAAACUUGUCAAACUCACAUGCUAUAAGUUAAUUUAGAAGACAUUUAUUUAAACUUAUCAAACUUAUAUGCAAUAAUUUCAUUUAGAAGACAUUUAAACUUGUCAAACUUACAUGCAAUAUGUUCAUAUAGGAGACGCUUAAAGUUACCAAAAUGACUUGCAAAACAUUAUUUCUUUUUUUCUUUCAACAAAUAUUAUAAUAUAAUUAUUGUUUAUAUUUCUUAAAUAUUUAAUUAAUUUUCUUUGUUAAUAAUGCACUUUGUGCAUUAAAAUUGGAUCUUCAUCCACAAAAUGUACAUUUAGAAUCUUCUGUAUUUGCUAAUUAAUACAUCAUGUAGUGAAAGAAUUGAAGAAUUAUCUAAAUAAUGCAUUUAGAAUUUCUUAGCUUUUUUAAAUUCUAGGAAAUACUUAUGGAUGAAAUAAUAUUGAGGAACUAAAAAUUAUAUUUGGGUCAAAAAGUGCUUUGUAAUGCCGCCUCUGUUAUUAAUUAUAUUUGUCUGUUCAACAGUCAUGGCCCUUUCAACAGCCAGUCAACAGGAAGACUGUCAAAGAUUAUUACAAUGUUGUCAAACGACCCAUGGACCUUGCAACAUUACUCAAGGUACUUGUCUAUGUACAUACAAGAGUGUAAUUCCUAGGACUCGGUGAAUAAAAUAAGCUAAACAAUCCAUUUCAUGUCAUUUUUAGUCUUAUAAUUUCUCUUGCUGUAGCCCUAACAUCAGUAGUCAUACCAGAGAUUAGGCACAAAGGUCCAAACGUAAGUAGUCAUACCAGACAUAGGUGCAAAUGUCAUUAGUCAUACCAGAUACUAGGUACAAAUUUCCUAAAUAUAAGUAAUCAUACCAGACAUUAGGUACAAAUGUCCUAAUGUCAUUAGUCAUACCAGAUACUUGGUACAAAUGUCCUAAAUAAAAGUAAUCAUACCAGACAUGAGGUACAAAUUGUCAUAAUUUUUUUGUUUGUAUGCUGUUGCUUUUUGGGUCAAAAAUAUGUAAAAAUAAUAAUAAAAUUAAUCUCUCUAAAAACGUGUAUAUCUUGCUCUGAAUAUAAUCAGCUAUAAUUUGUGCUAAUUUAAUGACAUACAAUUUAUAGCAUAAAACUUGCUUCCCUAUGGCAUCAGUAAAUAUUUUGCUAACAAAUACUUGCAUAAUUUAUUCACUUGAUUUCAUUAACAUAAGGUAGACAAUGCUGAAAAGGCUUAUGUUUAAAUUGGUAGGAUUGAGUGGAAAAUUUCUCACCAUUUUGUAUACAGCUAAAUGUGUAUAUUUUAUCGGAAAAAAAUUAAGAUUCUGCAAAAAAUUAUUAUUCACUAAAGAAUUUUUAUCUUUAAUGGAUUGCAAUGUAUGUGGUUACUCAUAUGUCAGUAUCAAAAAGUCAUACGAUGAGAGCUGUAGACAGGACUCACAGCCAGUAAGUAAUUCAAUACCUUGUGUUAUAUUGUUUGUCUCCAGAAUGUCCAGUCCCACAAGUACCAUAGCAAAGACCAGUUUGUGGAGGAUGCUGAACUCCUGUACACCAACAGUCUCCAGUACAAUGGUCCAGAACAUGCGUACACCAGCACAGCCAGGAAACUCAUGGAGAUCUUGAAAGAUGAACUCAAUGAGGUCAGUCAGUUGAACUUUACAACAGUUUACAGCACAGGGUGUGUUACUGGGUGCAUCUGUGACUUUACAAUGUGUUACUUAGCAUAUCCAUGUUUCAAUUCAGCUGCAUUAAACAUGCACAGACGUUGAUGUUAACAAAACAGACAGAUUUUAUGAAUGUUAUAUGAGUGGCCAUAUUUUUUCAAUUGAAAUCAUUGAUGAUAUAAAAGUGGUCAUAUUUAGUCAUUUGAAAUCCUCGGGUUGCAAUUUUUCAUUCAGAAAUAACCAUUUAACUAUUUUUUGGUUUAAUGAUUGAGUCCAUUGUCUGAUUUCUUGUUGCUAGAAAGAUGAACACAUUCUGCAGCUAGAAGCUGAUAUUAGAGCUGCACAGGAAGCUGCGCUUGAUGCAGCGGACACGGACAGCAUGACAGGAACCUCAAUUAACAGGGAUGACAACAGCAUGCUAGGUAAGUUAAUUGGUGCAGUAGGCUUUUAGGGGUGAUGAUGGUGGGGGGAGUUGUUGUCAUGUUGAAAGUGGUUGUGGGGGGGGGGGGGGGGUGGUGUUAAAUGAAACAUUAUAUAGAACCCCAAAAAAUGUUCUCCAGGAACCAGUUGAGCUGAACUUAAAGAGAUCAACAUGACAAAUUAAAUCCUCUUAAUUUAAAAAUUAAAUCCUCUUUAAAAAUUUAAAUCCUCUUAAAUUUAGUAUAAUUCCCAUGUAAAUACACCAAGCAUUGUUUAUGAUGCUAAUGUACUAAACCAAGCAUUGUGUUGAAUGCAUAAGUAAAUACACCAAGCAUUGUUAACACAAUGCCUAAGUAAAUACACCAAGUAAGCAUGUUUUUGUUACAAGAUAAAUGUAAUCAGUUGUCAAGCAUUUAAUUAGAUCUGUUAAUUGUUUGCUGCAAUUUAAAUUUGAGAAUUAACAGCUUUGUAAAUUUUUUUUUUUUUAGAAUUCCAUUAAAUUUCUAGUCAAAGUAAUUCAAAGUUGUUUAUAUAACUGGUUAUUAUUUUUUAAGCGUGCAGCAGUUUCUUUUUGCCACCCAUGCUCAUGAGCUGCUUGGUACAUAGCACGGAUAUUGCUAAUAUAAAAGCAGUAUUGAGGUGCUGUAAUAACUGAAAAAUACACCUUCAUAUUCAGGGUGUGUCUAGCUCAAAUAUGUUGUUGUGCUGCAAGGUGUUCAAAGGCAAUAUUUGUUUUGUCCUCAGAUACUGAAAGUCUUGAUGGGUUCAGUGUGGGCACCAAGGAACACAUGACCAUAGCAGAGGACGACACCAACUCAGCCAUGAGGACAUUCAGUGAGCAUGGAGAGUAUUCUAAAGUAAGUUUGUACACAGCAGAGCAAUGGAAUGGUGGGGGAAAUAUUUAUUAACUUUUAAUAAAUAGUUGUAUUUGUUUAGUUGAUUUUUAAAAAAUUUUUUUAAUAACAAAAGAUAUAUAAAGAAAUUUUUGUUUAGAUAGGAAGUCAUUGCAUUUCAUUCAAACUAUAACAGUGAACUAAUACUUGGGAUUAUGUUUGUAUUCUACUUGUUUCAACUUCUCAGGCCGGCCAUCAUGUGUCAGAUUCUGAGUUUGUUGACAUUGAAGGGGACGAAGAAUCUGGACAAAGGAACCAGGUAUGUUUACUAAGGAGACUAGUUGGGUAAUGAGUACUAGGGGAGACUGGUUGGAUGAUGUGUACUAUGGAGACUGGUUGGAUAAUGUGUACUAGGGAGACUGGUUGGAUGCUGUGUACUAGGGAGACUGGUUGGAUGAUGUGUGUUAGGGAGACCAUUUUGCCAAUGCUCGUUGGCUGGAUCACAAAUUUACUGUAAAAUGAAAAUUGAAAUAAAUUUUAACAGUGUUUGCGAUGUCAUUGCUUCUUUCAUGUUUGAUGAUUUAUUUUCAGCGAGGAAGGUAUGUUGAUGAAGGUGAAGAUGAUGACCUUGCCAAGGACCUUCAUCUUUCAGAUGGUGAGGAAGAAGAGGAGGAGGAUGAGGAUGAUGACACCAGCUUGGGUAAGAACUUAAACUAAGGAAACUGAUACACUUAGGUAAAUAUAUAGAGUCCAGUGUGAACACUUAGGUGAACAUACAGAGUCCAGUGUGAACACUUAGGUGAACAUACAGAGUCCAGUGUGAACACUUAGGUGAACAUACAGAGUCCAGUGUGAACAUGUAAGCUUGGGUAAACAUUUACGUUAAUAAACACAUACACUUGGGUACAGGUAGAUUUGUUUAAACAUGUACACUUGGGUAAAUAUGUACACUUGGCUGGAUACGUACACUUAAAUAAGCACCUAAAUUUAGAUUAACAUCCACACUUUUAUCUUUUUAAAUCUAUGAUAUAUUUAUUGCAUUGCUGAUUGUCCAUGACGCUGUGCCAGGAACUUUUAUACAGAGGAUAUUUGAUCUUUACGUGUUUAUUGAUAGUUAUUACAAGUCAAUAUUAUUUAUAGAAUAUGGGGUGGCUUUUUUGGCUAAUCAUUGUUUUUUCCAUGUUCUUAUAAUUUUCCAAAGUCAUGGUUGAAACCAUUUCAAUGAAUUUCUUUCCCACUAGGAGAACUAAAUGAGUCGGGAGAUCCCCAGCAAGGGGAGCAAUCGAUGGAAGUAGAAGAGGAGGAAGAGCUGGGAGGCUAUGAUGAAAACGCUCGCUCUUACUUCGACAGCCAGGGAGAGGAGGUCAUAGAAGGUGACGCACUGUUUUUGUCUCGUCGGGGUCAUUCAAUGUUUACUUUAUACUGAUAUAGGUUUCCUUUUUUUAAAACUUUAUUUAUAGAUUUACUUGAGCUAUUGAAAGGAUAGCUACAUUAUUUAAAGACAGAUUUUAAUGACCAUCUUUACUUGUAGUCUUUUUUACAAUUUUUUAAUUCCUCAUUUUCGUUUUUAUAUUUUGGACAAUUCUUCAUGAAAUUUUUUGUAUGUUCUUGUAACUAAUUUAUUUAUUUGUUUAUAUGUUGUUAUCUUUAGAAAUGUCUUGUAUUGUUGUAGCAUCAAUACACUUCAUCUGUUUACUGCUUGUAGGUGACGUUUGUUAUCUUUUAUGAUGUCUUCUAAUGUUGUAGCAUCAGAUGACUUGAUCUGUUUACUCCUUGUAGGUGAAGCCUACGGUGCGGGUCAGUUUGAAGAGGAAGGGGACAGCUUUGACCCCAGUGAAUUCUUCAAGAACAGCGCCCUGGCGUCCGCCCAAGCUCAGGCUCAAGCCGAGGGUGGUGUCGACAUCAAUGAUGACCUGCAGAUAUCCGACGACAGUGAUGACGAGCGACGGGGAGAGGUGGGCGCGGCCAAGCAGCAGGAGCCAGAGGAAGAGGAGGAGCCGUAUCCCAUUAUACCCACUGAGAACCAAGCCACAGAAGGUUUUGACAUCAAUGAGUACUUGUGAUGAUAGUGUGGUGGCUUAGUAACAGCAAUUAGUACAGUCCCUCACCAGACAAAACAGAAACGUUGAAUUGGGCCUCAUUGAAGAUUCUCAGCUUUGAUGAUUGAGGCUUGUUGGGUGUUUCUGGUCCAUGACUUGAUCUGACCUGGUCCAUGGUUAGAUCUGACCUGGACCAUGGCUAGAUCUGACCUGGUCCAUGGCUUGAUCUGUCCUGGUCCAUGGCUAAAUCUGACCUGGUCCAUGGCUAGGUCUGACCUAUUUCAUGACUUGAUCUGACCUGGUCCAUGGCUAGAUCUGUCCUGGUCCAUGGCUUGAUCUGUCCUGGUCCAUGGCUUCAUCUGACCUGGUCCAUUGCUUCAUCUGACCUGGUCGAUUAUUGAAAAACUCCAGUAUGGAUGAUCAGUUCAGUUUGAGAGAAAUUGAGGAGCUUAUGGUACCACAAUGCAUUAGCUCAACCUUACACUAUGUGUACUGGUUGUUUGUACAUAAUUAUUUAAAUAUUGAUUAAUAUUUGCCAAGACAUGAAAUGGUUUGUGUGACAAUCAAAUGGAAUUGUUGCUCUACUGUUGACAUGGUGUCAUUGAUGCCCUAGUGUUGACAUGGUGUCAUUGUUGCUCUACUGUUGACAUGGUGUCAUUGUUGCUCUACUGUUGACAUGGGGUCAUUGUUGCUCUACUGUUGACAUGGUGUCAUUGUUGCUCUACUGUUGACAUGGUGUCAUUGAUGCCCUACUGUUGACAUGGUGUCAUUGUUGCUCUACUGUUGACAUGGUGUCCACUUUAGACUUGAUGAUUUGAUGUGCAAGAAAUAAUUCUAUAGCCUGGUCUUUACAAAUGAAUGUAAGCCAACUUUAUUAUUGGAUAUGAAAUGACAAGACCCUGUUGUUUAGCUUAAUUGCUUGUAAUUAUUAAACAAAAAUUAUUUUAACAGUGUCAGUGGAGGAGCAUUAUUUUAAAAUUGUCUAAUGUCAUGGUUAGAGACGGUGUUAAUGUUCAUGUCAUUUUCUUGUAAGAAGAAUGUGUAAAUAGUGAUGCAGUUAGUGUUGAUUCUUUUGAAGGCAGCUUAUUCAAUGUACAGUAAUGACCUUCUGUAGAUAGACUUCAUGUUUUAUAUUUAUACUUGAUAUAGUUAAAAGGCAAAUUAUGGAAGGGGGAGAUUUUUAUUUUGAAUGUUGACAGUGAUUUCAAUCUUCUUCACUCUUAUUAAGUUGUUUCUUUUCUUUUGAUGUUUAUUUUUAAAUGCUAGUUUUAAGUUUUCAUUCAGCUAAACAUUAUUAAGCUUAUGAAAAUUAAGAGCCUUUAUAUGAUAUCAAGAUUAUAUGUCUUACUCUGACCCCAUGUAGCCAUUGGUUUGAAUAGAACAGUCAUGGCUUGUACAGCUCUCACAGUCUUUUUGUGUGUGAUUGAAAUUUAAGUAUUCAUUUCAAUAAGUUUGUAUAAAAAUAGGAAUUCUGAAAGAAAAAGAUUCUUAUUGCCACAUUACAUCUCUGUAAUGGUAUCUGGCACUGUUGGUAAACAUUCAUAUAACUUGGUGUCGUUUUAUAGACUUAAUUUUUUUUGCAUUUAGCUAGUCAUUUCAAAUUUAUGUAAGAAUUUUAAAUUAUCAAAGGGAAAUUAAUCUUGCUUUUAUUUAUUUUUUUUACAUUUAUGUCCCAUCUGAGAAAGAGACCAAAGCUAUUUGAGGAAAAUUAUUUCAUAUUCAUAGGAAAUAAAAAUGUAUAAUUCUGUUUAUGUGCAAUUGUUGAAUGAAAUAUUUUAAGUGAAUCUUUGUUAAGAAAUCAUGGGAAAUCAUGACAAUGUUAUUUACCAGGUGCAUGACUGAUGAAAAAAUUGCUGAAAGUAUGAACAUUUUAAUGUGCUUUAUAACUGGGGAAUAUAUUACAAAUUUAUAAAUUUGUUUUAUAGGAAAUGUCAUUUAAAAGUCAAGUUUUUAUGACUGUGAAUAUUGCUU
This is a messenger RNA of Lymnaea stagnalis (great pond snail), 52924 nucleotides long. The record is from the annotation of a GenBank genome assembly. NCBI's taxonomy places the organism in Eukaryota, Metazoa, Mollusca, Gastropoda, Lymnaeidae.